Molecule: messenger RNA, 70197 nt
Organism: Pelobates cultripes (western spadefoot toad)
Lineage: Eukaryota; Metazoa; Chordata; Amphibia; Anura; Pelobatidae
Source: the annotation of a GenBank genome assembly
GGGGGAGCACGGCCAGUCUCCCCAUCCCUGUGCAGCGCCGGUUCCUGGGCUGAUCCGAGCUCGCUGCUGCCGGGGCGGCCGGUGUUCUCCUCUCCAUGUAGCAGCGGCUGAAGGUCGCCGAGGCGAACACCGCGUGUGACAAUGCUGGGGAUCAUCAGCCUGCAGGGGCUCACCAGGGACCUGUCCCUCUACCUCGAAAACCAAGUCCGAGUGGGGCUGUUCGGCUCCGGGGUGGGACUGUCAUUGGUGCUGGGCUUCGGUGCAGCCUAUGCCUGCUAUUACCUGAGUGUCAUUGCCAAGGUAAGCCUGGGGUGGGGGCGCUGGGGGGUACUGGUCACCGAUACUCUGCUAGGCUGGAGUGUGAGUGGGGUUCAGGCUGGAGUAUGAGUGGGGAUCAGGCUGGAGUAUGAGUGAGGAUCAGGCUGGAGUGUGAGUGGGGAUCAGGCUGGAGUGUGAGUGGAGUUCAGGCUGGAGUAUGAGUGGGGAUCAGGCUGGAGUAUGAGUGAGGAUCAGGCUGGAGUGUGAGUGGGGAUCAGGCUGGAGUAUGAGUGAGGAUCAGGCUGGAGUGUGAGUGGGGAUCAGGCUGGAGUAUGAGUGAGGAUCAGGCUGGAGUGUGAGUGGGGAUCAGGCUGGAGUAUGAGUGAGGAUCAGGCUGGAGUGUGAGUGGGGAUCAGGCUGGAGUAUGAGUGAGGAUCAGGCUGGAGUGUGAGUGGGGAUCAGGCUGGAGUAUGAGUGAGGAUCAGGCUGGAGUGUGAGUGGGGAUCAGGCUGGAGUGUGAGUGGGGAUCAGGCUGGAGUGUGAGUGGGGAUCAGGCUGGAGUAUGAGUGGGGAUCAGGGUGGAGUGUGAGUGGGGUUCAGGGUGGAGUGUGAGUGGGGUUCAGGCUGGAGUGUGAGUAGGACCAGGCUGGAGAUUGAGUGGGAUCAAUUUGGGGUGUCAGUGGUGCCAGGGUGGAGGGUGAGUGGGAUCAUGAGUCAGGGUGGAGGGUGAGUGGUUCCAAGCUGGGUCAGGUGAGUACAUUAACUCAUGCAUGUCUCACACCGACAGCCCCAGAUGUAAUAUGUGUAUGAUUCUCUAUCGCUGUCACGACAAUGUAUCAAGGAAAACAGGAGCUAUUGUGUGGCAAACUUCUAAAUUCUAUUGGUUUCCAUGGUGACUGCGUUUCAUUCAGCAGGUGGCACCAAAACAGCACCUGACAUACCAUGAUAUGUCUUCCUCUGGGUUUUCCAAUGUCACUGUAAGCCUGUCAUUGCUGUGGUCUGCCCACAUUUUCUCUCCAAUGUACAUAUUACAGCAUACGUGCUCGCAAUGUGGGAGGCAAGUUCUAACCAGCUACAAAUUGAAACAUGGAAACAAAAAUGUGUAAGAUCCGCCUGUGAACGAGAAAUGUGCAGCAAGCAUCAUUCCACCUAUUUCUUCAUAUUCGUGCAUUCAGCACUUUAAAUUAAAAUAAUGAGUAUGUACUACUGCUGCAGGAAAAAUCAGGAAGUAUUGCAAACAAAAUAUCACGUGCAAGAAAUGGUGUUUAAAAAGGACAGCAUGUAUUUUUUGAAGUGUAGUCAGCUAGAACAAAGAUUCACUUGUCAGCAUAUAGAUUAUGUUAGCAAAUGCAUCAUUGAUUUGUAUUACUAUAUGAUCAAAUACAAGCUUUAAAGGUACACUCUGGGCUUGAGCUGACCCUAAGUUUUAAUGCAUCACAUAAAUAUUGCAUGGGAUAAAAUAUAACAUAAAUAUUGCAUGGGAUAAAAUAUAACAUAAAUAUUGCAUGGGAUAAAAUAUAACAUAAAUGAGUUUCAAACUUUUGUUAUUGACAUGAAGCAAUCUGAUACAUUUAGUAUAAUGUAGACAGAAAUGUUUGUAAAACAAGUUAGAAGUUAUGUACUUGGCUUUAUCCAUGACAUUUUGUUUACAAGAGUGGAAAAGAAAAUUAAAUGAUACAAUAGUGAAAACAAUAAAGAAAACUAAUCUAAACAAGUUCUCCUCCAAGCGCCCUGGGCAUUGGAGCUCGGAGUGGGUUCAAUAUCCGGGAUAACUAGCUUGAUGUGUCUUGUUUCGGGAAGGUGAUGUUAUUGUCCUGUUGUGUUUUACACCCCACCUCCUAUAGACUGUAAGCUUGUUUGAGCAGGGUCCUCUUCAACCUAUCGUUCCUGUAAGUUUUCUUGUAAUUGUCCUAUUUAUAGUUAAAUCCCUCCCCUCUCAUAAUAUUGUAAAGGCUACGGAAUCUGUUGGCGCUAUAUAAAUGACAAUAAUAAUAAUAAUAAUAAUAAUAAUAAUUGAACUAUGGGGGAUGGCUGGCCUGCCCCGACUCUGGUCAAAUACCAGUCUGUAAAUUCAAAUGUGGAUUUAAGUUUUGAUUAGGUAAUUCUGUCUAAUGUGCUGAUAUAUGGUUGCCAUGUCCAAAGGAAUUUCUUUGUUAGGGUACUUUUUAUUUAACAAGUUUCCUACCCAGUGCAUGUGGAAUAGGAAAGUAAUUUUUGUGUGUAGUGGUGCUAGUGCGGGGGGAUCUAUCCAUUGACACAGUAUAGCUUAGCGAUCUGCAGCUAAGACCAUAUGGGUUCAUUUUCUAACCAGAUCUGAGUGCUCUGUCGUUACCUCCAGUACUGCCAAUAGUGGCGAGAUACUUUACCUAGUAAUUGUUAUAUAAUGUGUACUACCUGUCUCCAGAAUGCUUCGAUUCCCACACUUCUCCAGAAGCAAUGGUCUCUCCCACAUUUUAUACAACUCUACGAAUCUCUAAGUUUUAGGGAGAAUUGUUUUUGAGGGUAAUAAUACGCAUGAUGCACAAAAGCUGCUUGCCAAGUGAAUUUUUUGGCAGGUAGCUGUUGGGAGCAGUUUAAACAGCUUGAUGGUUAAAUGUUCAUGAGUCAGUGUUUGGAAGCGUGUUAUCCACCUUGACAGGCCCAACUGCACAAUUGUGUAAUCCAAUAGCAAACCUAAAUCAAAUAGGAUUUAAAUUAAAAGAGAUUCUGUUAACAAGACUCUAUCACCGCUUCUGCAGUGAGUUCACUCCACACAAGGACAAUGCUGGAAACUCUCAACCAAUGCCGGUGUUCUCAUUUUAUUCUACUGGAGUGCUGAUCCUUUGCUUUAGAUUUCUUACCCAACACAUUGGAAGAGUGAGCAUGAAUCUGUGCCCAAUGAAACUUUCCUUGAGUGUUGAUGUAAAUGUCAUAGUGGCACAAGCGUCUGUACAAGACUUGUAUGAGGGACAUAGAGCUAUUUGUGACAUGGCUGAACCCCUUGCAAGGAUCACAGGUUGCUUGAAGUACAUUGUCCCUUUUAAGAUAAUAUGUAUAGCUAUAUAGAUCUAUUUCUACUAUUUAUUUAGAAAGUGUUAUAUCAGGAAAAAUCCAUUGAGAUUUUUCCAGCAUGUUCUGGGACACUCAAACAUUACAAUUUUGCCACAGUUUACACAGAAUUAAGUGGAGAGAGAGGCAGACAGUCCAUUUCAGAGAUUGCUUGCUUGUGAAAUAUUUGGUGAUUUUUAGUGGAUUAUUUUAGAGUUGCAGAGCUCUAUGUGAGAGGACUGCAGAAUCCACGUCCAUUUUGUAAUGUGGUGUUAGGGGCUGGAAGUGGACAUCAAGUACAUAGAGGCUGUGGAAAGCGGAUUUAGGUUAUAAACAAUUUAUUAGAUAUAAGGGUAUGAUAGAUGUUUAUUAUCUGUUUUGGUUCUCUUAAUAUAUCAAAUUGUGUUAUUUAUACAUAUCUGUUUUUAUUAAUAGCACUCUGGUUACUGUGGAUUGAGACCUGUGAGUUCCAUAUAAUUAUUCACUAACUUUUGUCUUGUUUGGAUUUCCAAAUUAAUUCCACGUUUAAUACACAGAUCCAUAUUCUCAGAUGGUAGCACAUACUCCCAGAUAUACAUACACAAAGACACACACACACACAGAUCUGUACUCCCAGAUACACAGUCAGAUCCCCACAAGCUCCAAAACACAUGCAACUGCAACACUAACCCCUCACUAGAAACAUAGAAUGUGACGGCAGAUAACCAUUCGACCCAUCUAGUCUGCCCAAUUUUCUAAAUAAUUUCAUUAGUCCCUAGCUUAUCUUAUAGUUAGGAUAGCCUUAUGCUUAUCCCACGCAUGCUUAAACUCCUUUACUGUGUUAACCGCUACCACUUCAGCUGGAAGGCUAUUCCAUGCAUCCACUACCCUCUCAGUAAAGUAAUACUUCCUGAUAUUAUUUUUAAACCUUUGUCCCUCUAAUUUAAGACUAUGUCCUCUUGUUGUGGUAGUUUUUCUUCUUUUAAAUAUAGUCUCCUACUUUACUGUGUUGAUUCCCUUUAUAUAUUUAAAUGUUUCUAUCAUAUCCCCCCUGUCUCGUCUUUUCUCCAAGCUAUACAUGUUAAGAUCCUUUAACCUUUCCUAUGAUGCUUUAAUAUCACACUUGCAAUUUAAAUCCCAAACUAGCAGCAUUAAACCUGUACCUACAGCAUUAAUACUAUACCGAAUGCAUUAACCUUCACAUACAAUUACACACACACACACAGUCACACCUAUAUAGCACCACAGAUACAGUCAUGGACACACACACACACACACACACACACACAAAAAGCAGUAAGAUGUGCAAGCUGCUUCUGCUCCAUCUUCCAUCCCUCCUGCCCCUAAUGGAGUGUAGCCAAAUGGCUUCCUGAGAGGGAGAGCUCGUUCUUAUGACUAAUGACUGCACUAUGGAUUCAUUGCUCAAAGUGUGGAAGGAGAGUGGGGAGCUUUGUCAGAUCCCCUUCACACAUAAGUACAACUGGUGUGUAAUUAAACCUCAUUGGAUAGUCCUGCUGCGCUAUGUUAAAGGAACACUAUAGGGUCAGGAUCACAAACAUGUAUUCCUGACCAUUAGAUGACAGUUCAUCAAUAAGUCAAAAUGAGAGGUCAGAGUCUAAUUCUCAUGCCAUUUUUCUAUGGUCGGGGAUAAAUGUAUUUUUUUUUUUUUUUCUCUGUAAAGAUACUAAUAGCGUAUAUAUUCUGGGAUAUAUCUUAAUUUUAGAAGUCAACAUGUUAACUUCCUUCCCAUACAGCAAUAUAGACAUACAGUAAUGUUUAGUUUUCUUUGCAUAACAGGUUGAACUUGAUGGACAAUAGUUGUUUUUCCACCAAGACAAAUAUGUAACAAAAUAUACCAAAGUCUACUUACUUUUCUUGUUGUGCUUUUCACACAACAAACUACUGUCAUGGCUCUGCUGUGGCCCUCUGAAGGAAAUUGUGUAGCAUUAACAAUGUAUACAUUGUGGCCUUCACUCAAACGGCCACUAGAUGUGUUUUCUGGGCUAGUGCUGCACAAUGUGCAGCACUAACGUCAGCGUCUCCACAGUCUGCAUGGAGAUGCUGAAUGUUCCGCAUUGAUUCAUUGAUAUUACAAUGUGAGCACACUUAGUGCUCUGCUCUUGUCUCAGGACACACUUUGUUUUCUCAACUUCACCUUUUUUUUCUCACAUGACAGAAGCCUCAGUUGGUGAUUGGAGGAGAAGCUUUCUGCUGUUUCCUGAAGCAACACUGCCCAGCGCUGACUGAAACAUACUACCCCACAUUGUGGUGCUGGGAAGGCAGAGUACAGACAUUGCUGAGACCCUUCAUCACUGUCAAACCACUGGUUCAUUACAACAAGUGAGUAUCUGCUGCUAGUCAAUCAUGUUAAUUACAACCAGGUAAUUACAACUAGUAAUUGACAUGACCUAGUUCACCCUCCCUGAACUAGACUCUUCAGUUAGGGAGUUUCCAUAAUCACAGCGCAUGUACUGUGGUUUCUAUGGUUGGAUAGUAGAGGGACCUCCUGUGGGAUAAGGGUAGGCAACCUUUUGCACUCCAGAUGUUAUGGACUAUAUAUCCCCUAAUGCUUUCCCAGCAUCAGGGCCGGCCUUAGGGGUGUGCGAGCUGUGCGGCCGCUUAGGGCGCCAUGCCAACAGGGGCGCCGGGCAACCGACACAGCUCGCACAACCAGGCCCUGUCCUACCUCAGAGCGCUCUUGUGGGUGAAAGAUUGCGCCCCAGCUGGCCGACCCUUAGAGAGUGAGCUCUGCUUUGGUAUUGGCCGGUGAGGAAAUUGGGGACCUCCCUCACCGGCCCGCUGUUUGCACAAUGGGGAGGAGCGAGCAGUGAGCACUUUGAUUCUGCCCUCCUCUCGCGAGCUCGGCAUUCGGAGUGUUGCCGCGGUGUUACCACGGCAACGCACUCAUACUAUCAAAGCAGAGCUCGCAAGAGGAGUGCUCCUGUUCUGCAAGGUGCAGCACUUCAAGAGCUGGCAGAGACCGCUGGACCACCAGGUCAUCAGUAUUCCCCCAUUCCUGCCCAAAGGUAUGCAAGAGGGAGGGAAGAAGAAGGGGGGAAUCAACAUGAAUUAAUGUAAGAAAACAAAACAUGAAAUUGCUCUCCCACCUCCUCAUUUAAAGCCUUAUGUCACCCCUCCUACCCACAAAUCAUCACUAUCCCACCCUUAUUUUGUUACCUACACACACACAACAUCCCCAUACACACACUACACAAUCUACUCACACACAACAUCCCCUAUACACACUACAUAAUCUACUCACAUACACACACUCAGUGGCGUACAUACCAGGGUCACGGUUGUGACCGGGCCCAGCCCACCAGGGGGCCCGGCCACCCCUGCGAACCAGUGGGGGGCCCAGGAUCUGGCCACCUCAGGGCCCCCGGAGGCUGGCCCUGCAGUCACUCCACGGCCGGUCCUGCGGGCGCGCGAGGGAGAACUCUCCCCUGAGUGCUUCCUCUUCAGCUCCCUCGCGCACCGCACUGAUACCGGAGCCAGAAGAUGACGUCAUCUUCCGGCGCCGGCAUCUCUACGUGGCGCGCAAGGGAGCUGAAGAGGAAGCACUCAGGGGAGAGUGCUUCCUCGCGUGCGCGCCAGCCUUCCUGCCCACCCACCAGGUGACUGGCCGCCCAGGAGACCACCAACACCACUGGACCCCAGGGAAUCCCCCCCCAGCACUCCAAAAGGUAAGAAGGCUGGGGGAAUAAAUAAAAAAAAUUAAAAAAAAUAAAGUGUGUGUGUCUGCUUGUGAGUGUGUAUGCUAGUGAGUGUUAGUGUGUUAGUGUGAGUCUGCUUGUUAGUGUCUUAGUGUGAGUGUUAGAGUGUGUGUGUCUGCUAGUGAGUGUCAGUGAGUGUGUUACUGAGUGUGUUUGUGUGUGUGUUAGGGGAUCCCGCCGCCUCUCAGCUCCGAAUGCACAUGCGCGGCAAGAGCCGCGCGCACAUUCAAACCGCCCAUAGGAAAGCAUUACUCAAUGCUUUCCUAUGGACGUUCAGUGUCUUAGAAUCACGGAAGCUCCUUUAGCGGCUGUCAGUGAAACAUAGUAGUUUCUCUGAAACUGCUAUGUUUUCAGCUGCAGGGUUUAAACUAGAGGGAUCUGACAACCAGACCACUUCAUUGAGUUGAUGUGAUCUGGGUGUCUGUAGUGGUCCUUUCAGUGUGUGUGCCUCUGCAUGCACUGGCGUACAUACCGUGGUCGCAGGGGUUGCAGCCCUGCGACCUGGUGCCCGCUGCCAUGUGUUGCGGCCCCCGGCCCGCGCAGAGUAAGCGUGGGGCGGGAGGGGGCCCACGGAUCAAUUUUCGCACCGGGGCCCCAUGGGUCAUGUGUAUGCCACUGCACACACUACAUAAUCUACUCCCACACAACAUCCCCUAUUCACGCUACAUAAUCUACUCACAUACACACACACACACACACACACACUUCACAAUCUACUCACACACAACAUCCCCUAUACACACUACAUAAUCUACUCACACACAACACCCCCUAUAAACACACUAUGUACUCUACACACAUUCACACUAGAUAACUCACAAACACUACAAAACGUACAGACAUACUAUGCUCCCUAUACAUACACACUACAUUCCCUAUACACACAUACUAUGUUCCCUAAACACAGACACCCUACACCCCCUGUUUCCUACACACAUACACAUUACAUCCCCUUUACACACACACCACAUCCCUAUCCCACACCACACUGUUUUCCCUACACACACUGCAUCCCUAUUCCACACACAACAUAAUGGCAUGGCAACUUCAGGGAGACAGGACACUGUUUUUACUCCUAAUGCUAGAGUGUUCAUUCACAUAGGUUUGUUUUUCCCAAAAUUAUACACGUGGGAGGAAUUCUUCUAGCCCAUAUAUAUCUAGAAUUUUCUGCUCUUUAAAAAGACCAGAAAUUGUGUGUACCAUAAUAAGUACAAUUUAACAUGAUUUCUGAGAGUAAUAUUUAUAUAUACAUGUAUAUUAAUAUGGGGGUAUUAUUAUUAUGUGUUAUUACACCUAUAAUAUUUACUAAUGUAUUAAUAAUAUACGUGUAUAUGCAUGAUAUGCCCAGAAAUCACAUUAAUACGUAACACCUAUGUAAUGGAGGCAUAGCACUUUUUACAAAAUGGACUAGGGCAUGUGACCAUGGAGGGGUGCUGUGAAUAUUUUUCGCACAGGGCGCCUAAAGGCCCAAGGCUGGCCCUGCCCAGCAUUAUGAUUGUAAAAGCAUUAUGGGAGAUGUAGUGUACAUCGUUUGCCUACCCAUGCCCUAAGGCCUUCUUUUCACUCAUAGCUAUCUUCAAGGACAUCUCAAGGACAUCUCUCUGGAACAGUUUUAAAGUUCAUGAAGACGUAAGAUGGUAAAGUACGAAAGAAGAUGGAGUCAAGUAAUUAUUGAGGGCUCUGUAGGUUAGUGUUAGCAGUUUAAAUUGGCUCAUGAAGGGUACAUGAAACCAGUGUAAUGAUUGCCAAAGGGCUGAGGUUUUGGGAGUAGCAGUCAGUCAGGAAAAUGAGCCUGGCAGCAGCAUUUAUUACAGGUUGAAGAGUGGUGACGUAUUUGGAAGGCUUAUGAGUAGUGAAGUUGGGCAAUGAUGAGUGCAUGAACAAGUGCCCUAGUUGUGUCUUGAGUUAGAAAAGGGCAAAUGCACUUUUAAGGUCAGAUAAAGGUCAUAUAAAACAGAGGAGUUGGUGUAGCGCUUUGGCUGACCUUAGGAGAUAUAUGCAACGACAAGAAGAGACAGUGCAGGAACUUUUAGUGUGGGAAGUUAAAAAAAACUUUGAGGUAAGUAAGAUGUGCACUUACACUUUUUACGAGCUAAAAUCCAGCACCAAGCAUUUGGGCAAUAUGAACCGUGCCUAGGGAUAUGGUUUAGCACUGGUUCAGAAGGCAAUCCUUGUAGUAAUAAAUAUUCUCGUAGAUAUAUAAACCUUGUAGUAAUAUCUCCCAGAACUAUUCCUUUUGUUGGCCCUUUUAGCCAUCCCUAUGUGAAAAAUUAAAGGGGGAAUCUCAAUUGAUAAUUUACCUUUGGCCCUUUGGGGUCCUAGUCCUUUUCUGAAAGCAUGGGCCACUAGGAUAAGUAGUUUAUCCAACAAGUGCCAUGCUACUCAUCUCUUAGGGUGAGUUGAACUGCUUAGUAAACUGAUAGCAGCCGUACCAUGGUUUCAGUUUACAGAUAUCGUGGUUCACUCAGACCGAGUUGCUUGUGCAAUGUGCUGACGCCUCGUGCAAAACUUGGAUAAAACUAAUCCAGCCCUCCUGGAACGCUUUCUCUGAGCUGAUUGAAAGUAGCUGGAGAUGGAUUUACAUCCUGACAAACAAACCGGUAUCUUUCACACAAGCUGAAGUGGUUAUGGUUAACUAUUCAGUUUCUUUCACAUGAACUCAUAUGCUGACAUUUUCCACCACCAAUCUUUACAAUUGACUAUGAAUAAAGAAUGCCAUGAUAGUACGAAACAGAUCAGUAUGGCUAUUGAAAAACAGAUUUACUGCUUGUGCAUAUGCAUUUCCAAGGCAAAGGGCCUUUCAUUCUUUCAUUGGCUCUAAUGAAAAAAAGGGGGGGGUUAAAGCUGAACAAAUGGUACUGUGUUCUGUAAAACACAGACUGGCAUAUUUAAGUGUUAAGGCUCUUUGUUAAUGCACAGACAUAGAAGCAUAGAAUGUGACAGCAGAUAAGAACCAUUCGCCCAUCUAGUCUGCCCAAUUCAUACAGGGAGACAUUCCCUUAACAAAUGAGAAUGCUUUGUACACUGCUGCACUUGAUACAGUAAGGAAAGGGUAUCGCUUGGCUUCAUUUGAUACAGUUUGGGGUUUAUUCAUAACUCACAGAAUUGUAGUGAAUUGAAACUGCAAAACAUAGGCUUAAAGUGUGAAUAUUAGUAAUUUGAUUUGUAUAAAGCCGUAGCUGCAGUGCAGCAGAGAUCCAUGGGAACACAGUUCUAUUAAAACAUGUAAAAAGGGAACUGAUUUUCCGCACUUCUUGCUGUAAAUGAUUUUUAAAAUUGUGGGAAGCUUUUUGUUCAUUUGUUGUCUAAGCAAGUUUUAAAUCUUGAUCGUUCUGUAUAUAAUCCUAUGCUUUUCCAUUAACACAAGGCAGACAUUUUGAUAGAUUUACACUUGAGGGUGGAUCGGCCUUUUAAGAGUCAGGUACAGCCUAGAGUGAGCGAGGAGUGAUUAAUUUGUUGUCUUUCUAUAGAUGUUGAAUGUGUGUAAUGCUAUAUGCAAAAACAUUUUUGCACUGAUUUUUAUUCAACAUAAUUUUUAUAUUCAUAUACAUCUAUAAGUGUGUUUUACACAGAUGCACUUGGUCACUUUAUUUAUAUAAUAUUGCACUAAUUGAUCCCACUUAUACAAAAUUUUGUGCUUAAAGGCACAGCGCAAUUUCUUUGUUUAUAUUGUGUUAUUAUAGGUGAUUGAGCUUUUUUCACUGUAUAUAGUGCUGCUUAUUACAAAUUACUGUUGUUUUAUAAUUCAGUGCCAUAAUAUUACUUGUGUGUUUUUAUCAUUUUGUAAUGUGAACACUGCCUUUUCUCUGAAACAAAACUGUGUUUACUGCAAAAAGCCUGAAGGGAAUGCUUAUACUCCCCAAAACAAAUACAACAAGCUGUAAUUGUUCUAGUGACUAUAGUGUCCCUUUAAGGAACAAGCUGAGUUAGAAUUGUGGCAGUUACCACUCGGUAGUGUAACUCACACUAAAUUUAGACAGGCCAGGAGAUUAGAGCCCUGGAGUGCAUGAGUGAUUAGAGCAUUAUUAUCCAUUCAUUACAAGUAAAAAUGGAUUACUGGGAUAGAAAAUAGGUGUACCCGUUGAAAUAACAGGAACAUCGUGUCAGUGCUCCUCAACCCUUUCCCCAAGACACACCUAACGGUCCAGGAUUUAGGGAUUACCCUGGUGUGUCUGAGGUGUUUAGAAAAAGAAGGAAAAAACACUUUAGACACACGUGGGUAAUCCCUAAAUCCUGGACCGUUAGGUGUGUCUUGAGGAGAGGGUUGAGGAGCACUGCAUCAUGUAAUAUAUUUAUAACAUGAUAAUGUCAUUGAAGACAUUAUGGAAAAAAACAAAACACAAGAUUGCAUGAUGUUCUGGAGCAGAUUCUUUCCUUGCUCUGCACAUUGUCAGUCACACCAUCCCAGAUUUGUAAAAUACUAAUGUGAGUAGAGAAACCACUAUGUAGGUUUUUUGCACCGUCAGGAUGACCAUUUAGAUUCAUCAAGGUCAUUGCUUUCGUGGGAUAACUCAUGCAUGCCAUGAGACAAGGAGUGUAGUCCCGUUAAUAUGCUGCCUCCAUCCAAGCUGAUUUUUAAGGUCAGCGUUCUUCUAUUGUGCAAACAAGCUGGCAUUCUUUCAAACAAAUGGUUUUUUAAUUGUUGUUGGAGACUGUUCAAGAUGUAGAAAUUAUACUUUUACAUUGCAAUCACCAUGCACAUGCUAAUAUACCCACCAGCUGUUCAUAAGAGUCUACCCUUCUCAGUUAUCAAAUAAGACAUCUAUAGUAUUUGCUUGUACUGCGGAGAAAUCCUAGCUAUUUAGCAGGACCGUUUCCAAUUCAUCCAGCAUUAGUUUGCUCUUCAUAUUGGAGUAAGCAUCUUAAAAAUGUAUUUUUAUUGACUGCUAAUGUCUUCUUUGCAUUUUACCUGUGUGUGUGUGCCUUUCAUUUUCUUUCUUAUUUUCUCCUUAUUUGUUUUUGCAAAACCCACCAGACAUCUACUUUCCUUCCAAAGUGUAGCUACUGCUGACAUUGUGUCCAAAGUUUUUGGGGUUUAUUUUGUCACAUGAGUAGCUCUUAAAGCGUAUCACCUGUUGCAAUAGUCUUACAUUUGUGACCAAUAUGUUUUUUUACAACUGUUAUAUAUAGAUAUUUUAUCCUCGCGUGUCUUGGAAUAUAUUUUAUAUAAAACCCUUACAAUUGUCGUAUAUUGUAAACCGAUUACAAUGGCUGUUUGCAGUUGGUUCUCAUGUGCUUCACUAUGUUCAUUGGUUUUAACUUUACACUGGAGACGGCCAGUCAUCUGCAGUUAUCCUAAAAAAAGGCAGAGGCCAUACAGGUCUGCCACUUGUCAUAAGAUUAAAAAAGUUAUUUGUGCACUAUCCCAAAUUCCGAUGCAUAUGUAAAUAACUGGACGUUUUUUAGUAUCACUAUGACCAUUCACGUGUAAGAUCUCCUGCCAUGUGAAGGCAAAACGUCUUAGGUGAGACGUACGUUGACAAUUCACCAUGCUGUCUUUAGCUAACAAGUAAAAAUCUCUAAUGAGACAGAAAGGGGUAUUUUUCUAAACCCCUACACACUUAUUAACACUUAAUAGAAAACACAUAGGGUUGGUAAGUGACGAUUAUUUUUUCCCCUGAAAAAAAGAGUUCACAGAUGAUAAAUUCCACUGUACUAUUAUAUCUUAUGUAGUUCUGAAUUCAUCCUUUCAUUUUAUCUCUCUCUUCCUAGAUUUGUUCCCUAAUCUGUUUUCCCUCUCUCUGUUUUUCCUCUUACUUCCACCUAACAAAGUAUCUCUUUUCUCUCAUUUCUGUCACUAUUUUCUCUACCUGACUCGGAGAUGUAGUAGCAGAUCACAUGCAAGAGCUAUGUUCUAAUAAGCCAUGCAGAGAACAGUGGUGUGUGUGUGUGUGUGUGUGUGUGUGUUCACAAAUAGUGCACUUGCUGCAGGCAGUGUGUGCUCAUGCUAAACAAGUUCUUGGAGAACUGAACAGGGAAGCUCUGAUUCCCUGGUGAAACACUUACUUGUGUGGAUUGCAAAACAAGAGUUGUGUCCUGCUACUAUGCCUAAUUAGUGAUGUCCCGAACUGUUCGCUGGCGAAUAGUUCCUGGCGAACAUCGCUUGUUCGCGUUCGCCACAGAAGGCGAACAUAUGCGCUGUUCGGUCCGCCCCCUAUUCGUCAUCAUUGAGUAAACUUUGACCCUGUACCUCACAGUCAGCAGACACAUUCCAGCCAAUCAGCAGCAGACCCUCCCUCCCAGACCCUCCCACCUCCUGGACAGCAUCAAUUUUACAUUCAUUGUGAAGCUGCAUUCUUAGUGAGAGGAGGGACAGUGUAGCUGCUGCUGAUUUGAUAGGGAAAUUGAUAGCUAGGCUAGUGUAUUCAGUGUCCACUACAGUCCUGAAGGACUCAUCUGAUCUCUGCUGUAAUGACAGCACCCCAAAAAGCCCUUUUUAGUGCUAGAACAUCAGUCUGCUUUUUUUUUUUCUGUGUAAUGUAAUUGCAGUUGCCUGCCUGCCAGCCUGUGUGUCAGGCUCACAGCAUAUACUGUGCCCAGUGCCACCACUCACUCACUGGUGUCCCAAUAGCUUACAUUUAAAAAAACAACUUUUUUGACUAAUAUAAUAGCAGUCAGUUUCCUUAAUGCGUGUGCGUUUCAGGGCCUGCCAGGGCACAGUGUCACACCAGUGCAACUCAUAUCUGGUGUAACAGUAGUGUACAUUUAAAAAAAAAAAAAUACAAUUUCGACUGUAAUAGAUUGAAUAGCAGUUAGUUGUCUGCAAGUGUGUGUGUCAGGCCUACAGCGUCUACUCUGCCAACUUCUGCCACUGCACAGUGCCACUCAUAUCUGUUGUCACAGUAGCUUGCACGCAUAGUACCACUAAUCUAAAAAAAAAUGACAGGCAGAGGCAGGCCACCCCGCAGGGGCCGUCGUGGUCGUGGUGCUGUGAUUCCCUUUGGCCCUAGAAUAAUGCCCAGUGUUCAGAGGCCACGUACCCUGAACUCGAAAAGUUCUGAGGACAUAGUUGACUGGCUAACACAGGACACCCAAUCUUCUAUAGCUUCCGCUCGGAACCUUGACGCACCAUCCUCCUCCAGCUUAGCUUCGGUCACCUCUCAAGUUACCACUCGUCCGCCUGCCGCCACCACCAACACUAGCACCACAGCAGCUUCACUUGGUAUGUCAGAGGAGUUAUUUACACAUCAGUUGGAAGAAAUGAGUGAUGCGCAACAUUAUUGACAGAGGAUGUAGAUAACCGGGAUAUGUCUCAGUCAGGCAGCAUUACACACAUGGAUGUACGGUGUGAUGAUGAUGAUGUACCCGCUGCUGCUUCCUUUGCUGAGUUGUCAGAUACAAGUGAAACGGUUGAUGACGAUGCGUCCGUGGAUGUCAUGUGGGUGCCCGCUAGAAGAGAAGAAGAGCAGGGGGAAAGUUCAGAUUGGGAGACAGAGAGGAGGAGGAGACAAGUUGGAAGCAGGGGGAGGUUGUCGCAUGAGCUAGUGGCACAGUCAGACAGCAUGCAUCGGCACCCGGGGUCAGCCAGACAGCACGCCAAUCAACGCAUGCUGUUGCCACCACCAGAAUGCCGUCAUUGCAGAGCUCAGCAGUGUGGCAUUUUUUUUUUUUGUGUGUCUGCCUCUGACAACAGCGAUGCCAUUUGCAACCUGUGCCAAAAGAAAGUGAGUCUUGGGAAGUCCAACACCCACCUAGGUACAACUGCUUUGCGAAGGCACAUGAUCGCACAUCACAAACGCCUAUGGGAUCAACACAUGAGUACAAGCAGCACACAAACUCAAAGCCGCUAUCCUCCUCCUGGUCCAGCAUCUUCAGCCACGUUAACCACUGCUGUCCUCCUUGCCCCCUCUCAACCAUCCGCCCCUCCGUCUCUCGCCUUGAGCAGUUCCUGCUCAUCUGCCCACAGUCAGGUGUCUGUCAAGGACAUGUUUGAGCGUAAGAAGCCAAUGUCACAAAGUCACCCCCUUGCCCGGCAUCUGACAGCUGGCUUGACUGAACUCUUAGCCCGCCAGCUUUUACCAUACAAGCUGGUGGAGUCUGAGGCGUUCAAAAAAUUUGUAGCUAUUGGGACACCGCAGUGGAAGGUACCCGGCCGAAAUUUCUUUGCACAAAAGGCAAUCCCCAACCUGUACUCGAUUGUGCAAAAGGAAGUAAUGGCAUGUCUGGCACAGUGUUGGGGCAAGGGUCCAUCUGACCACUGAUACCUGGUCUGCAAAGCAUGGUCAGGGCAGGUAUAUCACCUACACUGCGCAUUGCGUAAACCUGCUGACGGCUGCCAAGCAUGGAAUGCGUGGCUCUGCAGAGGAGUUGGUGACACCGCCACGACUUGCAGGCAGGCCUGCUGCCACCUCCUCUACUCCUCCUACUCCUCUUCCAUAACCUCCUCGGCUGAGUCCUCUUCUGCUGCUGCGUCUUGCUCCACAUCAACGGCACCUCUCCCCCCCCAGCUCCCCAGGUACUAUUCCACAUCCCGGAUACGGCAGUGUCACGCCGUCUUGGGGUUGACUUGCCUGAAAGCAAAGAGUCACACCGGACCAGCACUCCUGUCCGCCCUGAACGCACAGGUGGAUCAGUGGCUGACUCCGCACCAACUGGAGAUCGGCAAAGUGGUUUGUGACAACGGAAGAAAUUUGUUGGCGGCAUUGCAUUUGGGCAAGUUGACACAUGUGCCGUGCAUGGCACAUGUGUGUAAUCUGAUCAUACAACGCUUUGUGCAUAAGUACCCAGGCUUACAGGAUGUCCUGAAGCAGGCCAGGAAGGUGUGUGGCCAUUUCAGGCGUUCCUACACGGCCAUGGCGCACUUUUCAGAUAUCCAGUGGCGAAAAAACAUGCCAGUGAGGCGCUUGAUUUGCGACAGACCGACACGUUGGAAUUCAACACUCCUAAUGUUCGACUGCCUGCUCCAACAAGAAAAAGACCGGGGUGCUAGGACAGCCUCUGUGGAGCUGGGAAUUUUUUUGCCACGUUACUGGCUGCUCAUGCGCAAUGCCUGUAGGCUCAUGUGUCCUUUUGAGGAGGUGACAAACCUAGUCAGUCGCACCCAAGGCACCAUCAGCGAAUAAGCAGAAAGUGCCUGAAAUGUUACCGAAUUACGGCAAGGCGGAAAGGAUGCAGCAGUUCCAAAAUCAAUUAAAAAGUAUGCUUGUCACAGCACAAUGGGAAUCUAACAGGGGAAGAGGUGAAAGUAAUCCUCCUCCUCCCACGACCACUCCGGCAAGGACAGGACGCUUUAGACGUGUUGUUGAUGGAGGACAUGCGGAGCUUUUUUAAGUCCUACGCAUCGCCACAGCCCUUCGGGGUCCACCCUCAGAGAACGACUCGACCGACAGGUAGCAGACUACCUCGCCUUAAUUGCAGAUAUCGACACUCUGAGGAGCGAUGAACCCCUUGACUACUGGAUGUGCAGGCUUGACCUGUGGCCUGAGCUAUCCCAAUUUGCGAUAGAACUUCUGGCCUGCCCGCUUCAAGUGUCCUGUCAGAAAGGACCUUCAGUGCAGCAGGAGGUAUUGUCACUGAGAAGAGAAGUCGCCUAGGUCAAAAAAGUCUAGAUUACCUCACCUUUUAUUAAGAUGAAUGAGGGAUGGAUCCCGAAGGGACUGACAGUGGGCGAUACAUUCGACUAAAAAAGGCCUGAUGAGGGGGACGUAACAGGGUGUCGCGGCUGCCGGCCCGCCGCGUGAUAUUUAAAUCCCUAGCUCACCCCAGUACCUUGCCCUGUCGUGGUUUCCUGUUCCUGGUUUCCUGAGAGUGCUUUAUCAUUGUGAAUCUGAUUUCCUGGUAUCCUGAUCUUGGCUUUUCCCUGGUUAUUCUGAAUUCUGGUUUCCCUGACUUGGCUUGUGUAAAUGGUAUUGUGUAUUUUCUGGCUUCCUUGACCUCGGCUUUCCCUUUGACCAUUCUCUGUCUCUAGCAUAUUAGUCCGGCCAUUCUAAGGUCCGGUUUACGCUCUGUCCUUUUAUUUUCCUUUUCUUGCCUAUGUAUAUGUUUACAUAGUUUCUGCGUGCUGGACCACACUAGUAGUCGUGACAUUGGGAUUAAACUGAUAAGAAUAGUUAUUUAACACACCUUAUAAUAACGCAGAGAGAGGAGUCUGAAGAAGAGGAGUCAGAGGAGGAAGGUGGCUUUGAGGAGGUGGAAGACCAAACACAGCAGGCAUCCCAGGGGGCUUGUUGUCACCUUUUGGGGACCCUUGGUGUUGUACGUGGCUGGGUGGAGGAAGAGACCUUCAAUGACAUCAGUGAGGACAAGGAACGGGACAUGGCUAGCUUGGUAUCCAACCUUGUGCAAAUGGGGAGUUUGCGGUUGUGCAAAUGGACUGUUUGCGGUUGUUUGCGGUGCGUUAAACAGGGAGUUUGGUCUGUCACUGUGAAGCGGGCGUAGCCCUUACACUACCUGAUCGAUACAACAUCAUACCUGAUGUUUUAAAGCCCGUUAUUCCAAACAAUUUAGACCGGAGCUCGGCCACGCUACACUGAGGGACUGACAGGAGGGAACGCUGUGCGCUUCCCUCCUGCCGAUCCCUCUUUUCUUACGUGCCCAGGCUGGUGCACCCUCAUGGACACGCCAGCCCGGGCAGUGCUGCAGCCACCUGAGUCUCUCUAUAGAGCUCUCAGGCAACUGCAGCAUUUAAGGGGCCGGUGCUGCCUAAGUCGCCUAUUGAAAGCACCGGCCCUGCUCCCCUCUUGUCCCUUACUACUCUCCCCUCCUGUCCCUUAGUGUUCUACCCUGUCCCACUGUCCCUUAGUGAUCUCCCCGCCCCCUUUCCCGUAAUACUCUUCCCUCCUGUCCCGGGCAGGGCUGCAGCCGCCUGAGGCUCUCUAUAGAGCUGCAGCAUUUGAGGGCCGGCGCCUAAAGGAAGCGCCGGCCCUGCAGAAGAGGCUGACUAAACUACUGAGGAAACUGGACAAAACUUCUGGUACUGUAUGUCUCCCCUCCAGCCCACCUAAGCUCUAAAAGCACAUUAAAGGUGCUCUGCUCUCCUAUAGGACAUGUGCCUCCUCUGCCGAAUGGGAAUUCUGGCCGUGCCCUUGAUAUCAUCUCUCUCUAUCCUGUCUUCAUUCUCAGGCAAAAUGAAGAAAUUUCUCCCACACCACAAUCUGUUCAGUGGAUAAAGGGUUCUUAUUUGAAACUGACUAAUCAGUUAUUCAUCAGUGACAGGAUUGCUGGCAGUGCUUGUCCAUAACGCCUAAAGUAUUGGAGGGCAAAGAAUUAUUAUAAUUGAACACACCAGGGCCGGACUGGGAAGAAAAUUCCGCCUGGGCAUUUUUUAUUACAGCUGCCACUGAAAAGGGGAGGCGGGGCCAGAUAGGGUGUGUUUUGUUAUCACCAAUGACAAGCAUGCCUCAUCACAAAUUGAGCAUGUUGGUUCAAUGCUCUGCUGAAGACCUCUAGCAUGAGGAAAAGGCCCUGUAUUUGUUCUGCACAUCGCAAGCAAAUAUAAAGGAUCACUAUAGGGUCAGGAACACAAACAUGUAUUCCUGACCCUAUCGGGUUAAAACCACCAUCUAGCCAUCCUGGUCCCCUCAUGCCUCCCUAAAUAUUGUAAAAUCUUACUUGUAUUCAAGUCUUGAGCUGCUUGCUUUGUCACUGUUUCCUUUAGAACUGCCUGCUGACAUCAUCGGAAGUGAUAGCCUGAUCCAAUCACAAUGCUUCCCCAUAGGAUUGGCUGAGACUGACAAAGAGGCAGAUUGGGGCAGAGCCAGCACAAUUCAAACACAGCCCUGGCCAAUCAGCAUCUCCUCAUAGAGAUUAAUUGAAUCAAUGCAUUUCUAUGAGGGAAGUUCAGUGUCUGCAUGCAGAGGGAGGAGAUACUGAAUGUUUGGAUGCAUUUUAGGCAGCCAUGACCCAGGAAGGGGUCUAACAGCCAUCUGAGGAGUGGCCAGUGAAGUCAUCACUAGGCUGUAAUGUAAACACUGCAUUUUCUCUGAAAAGACAGUAUGUACAGCAAAAAGCCUGAAGGUAAUGAUUCUACUCACCAGAACAAAUUCAAAAAAGCUGUAGUUGUUUUGGUGACUAUAGUGUCCCUUUAAUAGCAUUCUUGUACCGUGUUUGCUAGAAAUUUGUCUCUGGUGUCUCCAUAGAUGGGAUACCAGGAGACAAAAAUGCCAGGAAAGAGUAUUGUGCAGUGUGUGUGAGGGGUGUAGGGUGUGCAAGAGAAUGCAAUGUGUGUGAGUGUCAGGGGUGCAUUGUGUGAGGGUGCUGUGAAUGUUUAAGGGUGUAGUGUGUGUGUGUGAGUGAGGGUGCUGUCAGUAUCAGGGGUGCAGUGUGUGUGAGUGAGGGUGCUGGUGUGUGAAUGUUUGGAGGGCUUGUGUGUUGGGGGAGCAGAUUAUUAUUAAUAUACAUUAAUAAAAAAUUGCAUUGAUUGUAUCCCCCCUCCUUUCUUACCUUAUGCCUGGGAGGGUGGACCGUGCUGCUGCCAUCCCUGGUGGUCCUAGUGGUGAGUGAACUCUAGCCUGUGGGACUAGAGUUCACUCUCGUGAGACCCCGAGCGUUGCCAUGACAGAGCUCCUCUGGGUCCUCUCUUGCCUGCCUCCCUGCCUGUAGGCCGGUGAGGGAGAUCUUUGAUCUCCCCACUGGCCCAUGAAGGCACACAGCAGAGUAGGUGCUCCGAUAGCACUGGCCCUUCAUGGACCGGCCGGGGAGAUCCUGUGAUCUCCUCCUACCAGCCUUGUCCCAUGGACAUUGCGGCUCACCGGGCAUUUGCCAGGUGUACCCAAUGGCCAUCCAGGCCUGGAACAUACACACUUGUCUCUUGCCAUUUGUAGAUCGUUCAGUACAUGCACCAGCUGUCUUCUAACAUUGACCUGUGAGAUAUGUUGUUGGAUUGACAGUCAGGAGUCCAGCUGGCUUGCCACAUGUUUCUCAGUGUCUUGGGUUUGAUUGAUGCAAUACGUCCAAUGGUCUAUUAAUACAAUAGUGUAGAUAAUGGGAUUUAUUUUACAAAAAAAAUAUUAUAAUUUGUUAUUAGUAACCAGAUGUAUUACUUUCCAAAAAAUUUAAUUUUUCGUUUUUUCUUACUAAACCAUAUUAGAUGAGAUUAUCAUUAAUUAAAAAAAUGUUCUCUCCAGCAGUCUUGCUAAUCUUUCUCUAUAUAAUUUUCUUGCUCAUUGUGUCUUGCAGCGAGCUUAUUAAAACAGCAGAUGGAGGGCAGAUUUCUCUGGACUGGUUUAAUAAUGAUGGUAAUGCAAUUUAUCCAGACGCCAGUGUGAGACCUACAAUCCUUCUUCUGCCUGGUCUCACGGGAACAAGUCGAGAAUCCUAUAUACUCCACAUGGUUACACAUAGUGAAGGACUUGGAUACAGGUACAGUUCUUUGCUGAGAUAAAGAUAUUUAUUUAUAGCAUCAUAAAUUCACAAGGACACAAAGCGACAUCAUUCAUAUAUCUCACUGGUGAUACUCAAAAAAGCUGGAGCAAGGGGAGCAUUGCCAUAUUAAAUGCUUCACCCCGUUACUGCUAAUUAUCUUGGAAUACACUGUCAGGGUUAUUCAAUAAAGUGAGAAUUGAAAAUAGCCAAACUAGAAAAAAGUUAAUUCUGUUUUCAAUUUUCAGAUUUUGGCCUUAAAUUUGAAUUCCUGGCAAUUCUUGCUUUAGUGUAUAACCCUCUGUGUGUUUCUCAGUCAUUGCUGGGCUUUGACAAAUAUAAUUAUGUAUUUGAAGAAGAGGAGAAAAUUAGGGAAAAAAGAAAACACAAAAUGGCUCGAAAACUAUGGGGAAAAAAACACAAACCUCAAACCCGAAUGUAUUUAUUUAAUUAAUCAAUGGUGAGAUCAUUUAUCCUGACAUUGAAAAAGUCUUCUAAAUUUACUUGGAAAAGGGGAAAUGUCACAGUUAAAGUCUCUGUACUGCUCUCAGCACAAAGAUUAAAUCUUAGAGAAGGGAUGUGAGGCAACAUGAAAGUGUGUACAAAUGUUAAGGGGUUAAUUUAACAAGUCAAGAAGACUUGCUCCUAUUUCAACACAGAAAAAAAUGCAGCAAAGUAGAAGCCCCUGGAGGGUAUGUAUACUGAUAGUCUAUUUUGGAGAUCAAUCACCUUUAAAAAUAGCUUUAUUUCUCACCAUGGCUAUGAGCCAGUUAUGCAGAAUAGUACUUACUGAUAGAAAUUCCACUGACAGAAUGUUAAGAGAAUAGAACUUGCUGUGAUACUUAAAGGACAACUCUCACCUCAACAUUAUUUUUUAAUGUACUAAGACUUUCAGUAGGUUUUGAAAGGAAAUGGUACUUAUGGUUUUCAAACAUUGUCUGACCGACUGGGUAUGUAUAUGGCUAAGGGGUACUAUCAUAUACUAAUGGUAGAGAUGAGUUUUUACAUUUUUAUUUUUUAACAUAAACUUAAUUUAAGAAAGAAUGCUUUUUCUUUCAAGACUUUAUUAAAAGAUAGUGUUGCAGUGACCGUUCUCCUUUAUUAUCAAAUAUUAUUUAAUUUAUUAUUAAAAAUAAUACGCAAAUAAAUGUUUUGUGGAAAGCAACCCAAAAGGUAAUUGAAAAAUUUUGGGACGUCCCCUUGUGCUCUCCUCUGUCUCAUUUAGCCAACUGCUAUUUGUUUAUGAUUCUUAAACGCACACAUACAAAAAAACAAGGAUAAAAAAAUCCCAUCCUAUACAAAAACUGAAAUAUUGUUACUUUUACUAUUGUACUUUCUUGCUGAGAUCACAAAAUAAGCUAACAUUUAUAUUCAUUUAAUGACAACUUUUGCACAUUAACUUUUCUUUUUUUACAAGGACCACUAUCUUUCUAUGUGUAAAGUGAAACAUUAUAUUAUUUAUCUUAGACACUCUAAGCACCAAAACCAUCUUAAUGUAGUGGUUUUAGGACAGAUGCUGUACCUCUACUUGGACAACUUAAAACGACAAUGUUCACUUUGACCAAAAGCACAUCUCUAGCAGCUGUCAUACAGAGCACUGCUAGAAACACUUCCUCACAGAGAAGCAUUGUGUUCCAUGCUUUUUAAUGAGAAGCAUCAGGUUGGACCAAAGAUCAUUAGACUGGUGGCUUGGCCUGCUGUAAUGAGUCUAUUGGUGGAUUUUUCAAGAAAAUUUUUACUACACCACAAAGUGGGAGCUCUGAAUCUAAACUAACACUAACUAAAUAUAUUUUUAACAUUCAAGUAUUUAUUUAAAAAGGAAAUAAACAAAAACCGCCCCUUUUAAUUCUAGUCCAAAUAAUUUUGUAUAGUUAUUUUUGUUUAAUGUGACAUUGUGAAUUAUGCUUUUGCACGCGGCCAUGGUUAAUACAAGCUUUAUAAAGCUCUUACCCCCUGACCAGCUGCUACUGCAGUAUAUUCUGCUUACACCUGCCACAUUUGGAAGAGUGCUUGCUAAGCAAUUAGCUGUGAUACUGUAAAGUGCCUGAUAAAUGAAAACCAUGUUUCCUUGCUCAUAAGUAAUCUUAUUUAGAUAAUGUGGUAAUCCAGAUGUUUGUGCAUUAUCUGCUAAUCUAGUGAAUUCUCUGCACUUAAAUAGAUGGAUAGGAUAGAGUUAAAAUGUACUUUAUGGAAAAACUAUAAUAAUCCACAUGUUUGACUCCUAUGAUAUGAUUUGUGCCUGUGUUAGUCCCAUGCACUUUAAAAACUGAUUUCCCGUGCUGCAUGGUUAGCCAGCCUCUUUCCUUAAAACUGAAUUGGAUAUUUUUUUCAAUUUGGCUAAUAUGGCCUUAAAGGAAAAUGCUAUUAUAAAUUUUAUUUUUCAAACAAUUUAGUAAAUGUACCCCCAAAUUAAAUGUGCGGCUUGGGGAAUACUCAAAUUAGAGGGUUCUCAUUAAAGGAAUACUCUUGGCACCAUAACAACUUUAUUAAAAUAAUCUUGUUAUGGUACCAGGAGGUUCCUGGCGCUAGCUUACCUUUAGAGGUUAAACAAUUCAUGAAUUGUCUUUACACUACUCAGAAACUUGAAAGAGGAAUCCAGUGGCUCCACUGAUUGACUGAGAGCAUCAGCUAAAAGAUUUAACUUCUAAAGUUAAGCCGGCACCUGGGAUCUCUUGGCACCAUAACAACAUAAUUAACAUUACGUUUUUAUGGUAUCCGGAGUUUUCCUUUUUCAAGCCUCUCUGUUGGAGCCGCAAGUGCAUACAUGCUCGUGGAUGCUUCUCAAUAUGCUAUAGCACAGGCCACUGAGAAAAAGGAGAAGCAGGUAUGUGCUAGCCCAAUGCACCUGACACUUCUGUGGGGCUAAAGAAAAUGGAAUAAAACCUUCUGGCUGUCUGACAGCUGGGAAGGUGUUUUAACAAAGUUUUAAAAAAGAGUUGAUUUAUAUAGAAAUCAGCACUUUUAAAAACUGUCACAAAUAUGACACUCCAUACACAUAAAGCACUUUAACAAGCAGACCUGCUUUAUUUGUCUGGAAUGUUACUUUUUCACCACAAUUCACAGUUUAGCAAAUAAACUGCUUUGUGUUACUCCCACUUAUUUGUUGUGUAUGAAUAAUGCAAAAACUACAUCUAUUCCAAGCAAAGUGAUCCUUUCUAGCUUUAUUCGAAUACAAAUUUCCCAUUUUAAAUAUUACUAGACGUUUUUUAUCAAGGAAGGACACCGGCAUCACUCCCUCUUUAAAGGAGAAAUUACACUUUUUAAAUAACCUAUAGCUUGUGUUAACCUUUAUUCAUGUGAUGCUUCAUAUUCUUUUAAAUGUGUAUUAAGCAAUUGACAUUAUUGUUCAUUUCUGGCACAAACACAGCACAUUUGUACAAGGAGAAAUAAAAAUAAUGGUGGAAAUUUUAUUAAAUUGUCUUGUUCUGAAAAAUGGUGAAAGAAAAAAAUGGUACGACAAGUUGGGCAAUCGCCAUGGAAACCAAGGGAACCAGCCGGUACAUUUCAUUAGUGACACCAUUUCGCCACAUUCAAAACAUAAUGCUUUGGUAAAUUUCCAUCAUUGUUUCUGAUUUCCUUCUCUCUUUAUGCUGACUGACAGAUGCAAAAGGUAACGUGUUUUUUUUUUUGUUUUUUGUUUUUUUUUUAAAUUAAGAUCUUAAUUGAGAUUUUAUGUUGCUUAGCAAGACAAAAGCAAGAAAUCAUAAACAUGUUUUCUAGUGGAGACUAACGAUAACAGGUAAUCGAUAACCGGGACGAUAAUUCAAGUGUGCAAGGAUGUACACUAUAGGGAGAGCCAGACUGAGGGUAUUUGUGUGGUUGUGGGUGUUUGUGUAUGUAUCUGUGCAUAUGUGUCAGUGUUUGAGGAUCUGUGUGUGUGUCUGUGCAUGUGUACUGAUCUGUGUGUGUGUGAAUUGGUGCAGGUGUGUAGUGUGUGGAUAUGUGCGUGUCGAUCUGUGCAUAUGCAUGUACCUGUGCAUGUGUGCCAUUGUGCGAAUCUGUGCAUGUUUGUCAGUGUUUGAGAAUCUGAUUUUGUGGAUUUUUGCAUGUGUUUUAAUCUGUGUAUGUGUGUCUUCGAGUAUAUCUGAGAAUAUGUGUCCAUGUGCAUCUGUGUGUUGCAGUCUGUAUGUGUGUGAUAGUGGAUGUCUUUAUGUGAAUACGCUCUUGCAAGCAAACACUAACGUUUCAUACAAAUGCACUACUGCAUGGGUGCCCAACCUUUUGGCUUCCUUGGGCCGCAUUGAGCGCAGAAGAAUUGCCUUGAGCCGCACAUAAAAUCUAUAACGUAAAUAAUGUAUAUAAUAAAACUAAGAAAGCACUUUUCUUAAAUUUGUUUAGUAGAUAACUCCCUUAUUUGUUAUGCUUACAUGGGAUUUCCAUAUUUAAGGAGAACAGUUUAGGGAGCUAUCUACUAAACACAUACACAUAACCACACACACUAUCACAGACCUCCACACACAUAUAUGAUCACAAACCUAUACACACAGUCACAUACAUAAACACCCACACAAUCACAAAUGUACAUACAAUUACAGACCUAUACACACAUGCAAACACAGACCCACACACGGACAUAGUCAUUGAUCUAUCCACACAAUCAAAAAUAUACACAAAGUCACAGACAUACAUAUAGGGUGUUUGUGUGUGUGUGGGGGGGAUGCUCUGAGUGUGUGAGGGGUUCAGUGUAUUAAGGGUUCAGUGUGUGUAUGUGAGAGGUGCUCUGUGUGUAUAUGAGAGGUGCAGUGUGUGUGUGUGUGUGUGUGUGUGUAUAUGUGAGGGUUGCUGUGUGUGUGAGGGGGGUACAUAGGAAUAAGGGAUUUUUUUUUUUUUAAAUAAAUUUUUAAAAAGCUUCAUGUUCUCCCUCCCCCCCACCCCCCCUUCCUACCUUUGGUGAAGGGGGGGGGGGACACUGCCAGCCCUGGUGGUCCAGUGGUGGGUAGUGAUGAAUAGGCCCUUUGUUAGUAAGAGACAGGACCAGGGAGGCAGUUCCUCCCACGAGCAUGCUGGUCAGAGUGUUGCAAUGGCAACUUUACGCCAGCUUUCUGCUCGCGGAAGAAAUGAAGAAAGCCUGCAAACAGAGGCCAUGGCAACACUCUGACCAACAUGCUCGCGGGAGGAACCUCCUCCCAGGUCCUGCCUCUCCAUUAUACCCAAAAAUUCACAUAUACAUAAAAAAACACACCUUUACAGGGGUGGGGCCUAACCAGCAGGGCCUGACUGGGGAUUCCAAAGCAGCCCUGGAAAAAAAAAUCUAUGCCAGCCCCAUAAGUCAUUGCGCCAUAAAUUGUCGCAUGUAAUAUGUAAGGCUAUGUCUUGUCACCCUAGAUGAUUGAGAUAUAUAUCUAUAUCUAUAUAUAAUUUUUUAAAUUUUUUUUCCAAUAUAAAAUAUUGGUCCUUUCAGAGUAAAAUUUUUAAUUAUACAGUAAGCAUACUCAAAUGCAGACACAGACAAUCUCACUGAAAUACAUAAGGUCAUUGACAUAAAAACACAAGCUCACUCAGUAGCAGGCGUACACACACACACACACAAGCAAGCCCACUUACUAGCAGGCGCGCACACACACACAGCCUAAUGUAGUGGCUCUGGUGUCUAUAGCCUGUUCCUGCAGGCUUUUCAAUGUAAACACUGACUUUUUAGAGAAAAGGCAGUGUUUACAUUGCUUCCUAGUGACAGACACUCAGUCACUAGAGGUGCUUCCUGUGUCAGUGCGGAUUGGCUGAGAUCAUCAAGCUUGAUGAUCUCAGCCGUAGAGGCAGGGCCAGUCGAGGGGAGUCCAGCACGAUGUGGGAAAAAAAAGAUGAGUAAAAACACACAUACACAUACCAUGACACAGACAGACUGUGACACAGACACACAUUACAUGACACAGACACUCACCAUGACGCACAGACACACACACCACGACACAGAGAAACUGUGACACAGACACACACACCGUGACACACACACACCAUGACAUACAGUCACACACACACCAUGACACAGACAGACCGUGACACGGACACACACCAUGACGCACACACACCACGACACAGAGAAACUGUGACACAGACACACACCGUGACACACACCAUGACAUACAGUCACACACACCAUGACACAGACAGACCGUGACACAGACACACACAUUACAUGACAGACACACAAUAACACAGACACACAUUGCAGGACACAGUCGCGCACACACAAUGACACAGACGCACACACAAUGACACAGACAGACACACACCAUGACACAGACACACACCAUGACACAGACAGGAGGCUCUCCUCCUCCUAAUUUAAUUCUCUGAAACUAUGUUUAUAGAAAAAAAGGGUUAAUCCUAGAUGGACCUGGCACCCAGACCACUUCAUUAAGCUGAAGUGGUCUGGGUGCCUAUAGUGGUCCUUGAAAAAAGAGACACACAGACACACACACACACACCAUGACACACACACAUUACAUGACACAGACAGACGCACACACCAUGACGCACACACACACCACGACACAGAGACUGUGACACAGACACACACACCAUGACAUACAGACACACACACACCAUGACACAGACCGUGACACAGACAGACACACAUUACAUGACAGACACACACACACAAUGACACAGACACACAUUGCAGGACACAGACGCACACACCAUGACAGACACACACACAAUGACAGACACACACCAUGACACAGACACACACACCAUGACACAGACACACACACACACCAUGACACAGACAGACACAAUUGCUACCUGUGUGCUGGCAUGGGGAGCUCUUCUGGCGGACGCUGGCUGUUCUGUCUCUGCUCCCCCUCCCCAGUGCACUACAAAGAGACCGGGGCCGGAAUAUGAUGUCAUAUUCCGUACCCGGUCUCAUUAAGCGGCGCGCUGGGGAGGGGGAGCAGAGACAGAACAGCCAGCUCCCUCUGCAGCCGCAGGUGAGCCAGCUGCCAGCCCGGCCCCAGGUGCCGAUGGCCCACCGGGAAAUUUCCCAGUAUCCCGGUGGGCCAGUCCGGCCCUGCUAACCAGCAUGGCAGCCAAACAUGCUGAAUGUGAGCUCCUAACAAAAAGCCUGCAAAAUCUACUUCUGAAGUGGGAUUAACUUUCCAAACAACACUUUCAAACCUGUUCCUGUAUGCAAUGGAGCUUUGAUGUGCCUGUUUGGAGCCUCACUUCCAGAUAUAUAUGGCUCAAAACUUUACCGCGGCCUACAAGCCUGGAGGGGAGAAACUGCCGAUCUCCCAGCCUAGACCUGCUGGUGAAUACACAGUGUGAAUUGCCUGCCCAACUUGCCAUCGGACCGGUGGGGUUUAUCCUGGUCCCCACCAAGGGUGCAAUCACUGUGGACUCUGAAUUGCUACAACUUGUGGUGACUUAUUCUGAAAAACCUUGUGGCGCAGUUAAAAUGGCCACCACAAUGACUAAUCUUCCCACGGGCGACUGGGUAGCCAGAUUCCAAGCAACGGAUUGUUUUCCUGGCACUGGAGAGUCCCUUUAAGCAUGUGCCUGGCAGUGGUUCUAUGCUAGAGUGUUAGUUUUCUUUUACCGUUUGCUUUCAGAUGCCUACCUUUUUGUUUUUAUCACUUGGCUAACACAGCAUAUUUUUGCAGUCUCACAGUGGCAUGCCAUUUAAUACUGGCAUAUAUUUUAACUAUCUACCUGGUGGAUUCCCUCAUGUUUUUUAGCAAUGCAUAGCUGAGAUGUCAUAGUUUAUGUUGCACCUUUCUUAUAUACCGUUAACCAGCUGUGAUAACACAGUAUAGCUUGACUCUUAUGUACUAAUACAUUGUGACUAUAAUAUGCAAUAUAACAUGCCAUUUACCAUUGUGCAGUAUUCUAGCCUAAAUUUUGAUGUUUCUUUAAAAAAAAUUUUUUUAAUCGUGCUUUUUUUUUUUAAUUCUUCAUUUUUCGCUCUGCCAUUCAAGCGUGGCUACAAUAGUGCAAACAGAUGUGAAUACAUGACCGCACAAGUGUUGUUGAUUCGUAGUAUAAAAUACAGGGUAACAAAGUUAGUACAAGCAUCUGUCACAAACUGUGCACCUUUGGUGCGUCUCUGCCAGAGUUUUCAUUUACGUUGGUAAUCAGAUAAAGAGAAAGAAAAAGAAAAGCAUUUGAAAGAAAGGAAAGAAAUAACUAUGUACAACUGGCGACUUAUUGAGGAGUGUGCUGUGCCCUAAACUCUCAGGAUGGCUAAGCGUAUGUGUGUGGUAUCCCAAGCUUGCCCAGGUAGUUCAGGCUUGCCCUCUCCGUCUGCCCUGUCCCUGCUCCCCACCGUGAUCUGUCAAUCCGUCAUGUACGCAAUCGGCAGGGUUAGACAGUGUUGAAGUUUUCCUCUCCUCGUGUUUGCUUACAUUGUCUGAGGUAUUCACCAAAGAUAAAAGCAGAUUGAUAAAGAAUAGGUAGAUAUAGAUAAGUAUAAUGUUCAGUAUGUUGAAGUACAAAGAGUUGGUGGUCUCCUGUGAACCGAGAAUCGUGCUGUUAUUUUAAUGCCAUGCUUAUGUCUUGCUCUGUUGAUCUUAUUGUGCUUGCUCCUGCUGUCGUUGCAGCGCAAGCAUUUUUGGUAUAUUAUGAACAACAAAUUCCUACAGAAGCAAAUGGUAGCUAAACAGCUGGCAAAGCGUUGUGAGAGUUGUACAACAGUUGAGGAUCUACCUUUUGACCGCUCCUGCUCUACAAGGGGGCUCAAAAUGUUUUUGGUUGUGUUUUUAUUUUUUUAUUUUUUGCACCUGGGACAUUAAUUUCUUCACUGUUGUAAAUAUAGGAGAAAUGAAUAUAAAACAUUUAAAAUCUUGGAAAGUGUCAAAAUUCGCCAAUAUAUAUAGUAUUAAAUGUUGAUACUGUACAAAUAAGGGGCUGAUUUAUUUUGUAGUAUAUAUUGAUUUACAUGUGUCAAGACACCUAUUCAAGAUUGUAUGUAUUUGGGGACAUUACACUUAUAAGCAAUAAUGCAGAUCGGUAAAUUGUUUGUCACAUGUUGGAUUUGUAGAUGAUCAUUCACAAACAAAUUCAUUUCCUCUAGGUGUGUUGUGUUCAACAAUCGAGGGGUCGCUGGUGAAGAUCUUUUGGUAAGUCUUCAUAAAGCUACAUAUAUUUUAAAUAUAUUUCAGAAUAUGCAUGUUUGUUUUUGUAACUGACAUUUGUUGGUAUGAAUGAACGCUCUGAUUACAUUAUCACUUUUACAGACCAAAACAAAAAUGUAUAAAACCUGUUAUUGAAGCCAUAACAACAACAACACACACAUUGCAAUUUCUGUAUUUCCAUGUGAUACAGUAAAGCGAUUUGUAAAAGCUUUUUGCUAAACUAGAUUUCAUAAACUGAAUGUAAAAUGCAUUAAUUAAUUGCAUAAAAAUGGUUGCAAUCUGAGUUUACAAAAAUAAGAGCAAUAAAUGUUAUAUAAUGUAACUGGAGGGAGGGAAGAGAAAUGCUGGUUAGUGUACUAUGGGGAGAGGAAAGAGACGGUAUUAACAGUUUCAUAUGUCUUCUUGAAUUAGUCAAUUAUUAGAUUUUUUUUUUGCAAGAAUGGAGACUCGGGGCGACUGAAAUAACAGUUAAUGUGGAAGAAAGCAUUUUUAUCUGAAUAACAUUUUAAAUACAAAUACACAUUGUUUCUGGAUUUUUAACUAUUGAUCUUGAAAGUCUUGAGCAAAUCCACCUUCUAUGGGAAAAUGUAUUUUUCAUUGAUCUGAUUUCUAAUUUAUUGAUUUUCUUUAUCGUGAAUUAGAACUUUUUUAACUGAACUUUAUAAUAGUAAUAACAAUUACAUUUUGGCCUCUGAGAAGCAAACAGUUUUUUCAGCUGUAGAAUUGGAGCCUGGGAUAGGAACAAGGAUAAGGUGUCGGGUUGCGUACAAAGAUUGGGGGGUAACCCCUAGAAAUAGAACUAAAUAAGAGAGAAAAGAAACAAAGACAGAGAAACCAGGAAUAAAGAAGUAUAUAUAUCCUAAAGGUUCCCUGUGAUUGUUAAGCAACCCAAAAGUAAAAGAUAAAAUAUAACUUUUAUUAAAUGCCUUCUAAAAGUCAAUAACUAGUAAAGUGAGUAAAUAGAGUAAGUAAAAAAGGCCUACUAAAGGGAGAGGAGAAUAGAGUUUCUGCAAUAGCUCAGUAGUUCCAAAGAAUGUAGAAAGAAUAAUGAUCUAGUGGAUGCUAUAAAACAUCCCAUAAAGUCUAGAAAGUAUUAAGCUAUAUAACCCUAAUGUAGUAAUUGCUGACUCCUAACUCCCAUUAAUCUAAGGCUGAAAUCAUCUGCCUAGUAAAGACAAUCAACAAAAACCUCAAAGGAAGGUGCUAAGAGGUAGAAAAUAUUAAGUAAUAAACUAGAGAGAGGGUGAUAAUGUCUAAAACAUUAUACUAAUUCUGGCUGCAGCAUCGUCCCCACAAAGUCUCUAACCACCCGCUCAUAAAAAGUCCCGACGCGCGUUUCGCCACGAGGGCUUUUCAAGGGAACCGGACUGGACGCCGGACGAGGUUUAAAUAACCCGCCCUCCGCUGUGACUGGUUAGAAAGGUCACCAAUCACAGAUAGGGGGGGCGGAGUCAAGUGCCGAAACCGGUUUGUCCGAAAUCACCGGGGAAACCGGCACGGAAAGUAAAUAAUGGAGACACAAUUAACUUAUGAAUCAUCAAGAUAUUAAAUAGGCAAAUUGAAGCAAAAUAUUAUGUCAGAAAAAGUACCCACAAAAAUAUAGUUAUGAGGAGAAGAAAGACAUAUCCAACAAAGUAACAAUAAGGCAGAUUCGGAUACAUUAGUAUCACUACAUGACAAGUACAUAAGUAGUGAACAGUCUAUAGACAAAAAAGUAUAAAUAGUUAUGUAAAUAUUGCUCUACCAGCUAACAAAAUAAUAAAAACAAACUUAUAAUGUGAAUUCUGAGGGCAAAAAAUGUAUAUAUAGCCCAAGAUCAUUUAGGUCAAUUAUGUUCUUACAAAAAAUUAAUUAAUAUAGAGAAAUAAUGAAUAGGGACAACAUGUCCAAACUGAUAGGACCAGAAAAUCUAUAGAACAAAGUAGGUCCAUCAGUGUUAAAAAAUGAUGGAUCAGGAUAAAACGAAACUUACAAGAAUAAUAUUAGAAGUAAUAGAAAAACUAUAAAGAAAGGGGGAGAGAUAUUCAGUAAGAACUGUAUAUAAUGAGUGUAAACAAUGACUAAUUGCGGCUAUGAUACACAUUGGGAACCAGCAAAGGGCCCCAAUGGUAAAAGAUUUUGUCAAAGAUUAUAAAAUUAAAGAGAGAACCAGACAGACAGAACUAAUCAAGUGUGGAUAAAAGGAGUAAAAUUAAACUCCUCAUUCAACCCCUUGGGGUAUAAUGUUUGAAACAAAUAAAUCCAACGGGAUUCAGCUUUCAGUAGGGCAAUAUUGAUGUCCCCUUUUCUGUGGUUCAAAAAAACUUUUUGAAUUACUUGAAAUUUGAGUACAUUAGGUCUGGAAUCAUGGUUUGUACGUACAUGUCUGGCAAUCGGAGUAUCCAAAUGUAAAUUGGAAAUAGAAUUAAUAUGUUGCAGGACACGUCGACGUAACUGUUGGUACGUCUUGCCGAUGUACUGUAAUCCACAGUCGCAUGUAAUAAUGUAGACAACGUUGGUAGAACCACAGUUGACAAAAGAGUUCACCUCGAUGUCUUUAGCGGUUUUAUGAUUCCGUACUCCCUUAGAUGGUAAAAUGAAGUCACAAGCCUUGCAGUGCCCACAUCUAAAAAGACCCUUGGUCUGAAGCCAGGUAGAUUUAGUUGGUAUAGGUUUCAAAUGACUUUGAGUCAAAAGGUCUGCGAGGUUCUUAGCUCUUCGAUAGGUUACAGAAGGUUUGAUAGUAAUGGUAUUCUUGAGGCAUUUGUCAUAUUGGAGUAAUGGCCAAUUGCGGUUGAAUACCUGCAGGGUGUUGUUCCAAUUUUUAUCAUAAGUCCCUAUCAAUCUGGUGACCCCAGCGUUAGGUUGAAUAAUCUUAGGGAGUUUAUGUAAGCUCUCAGAUCUGUCAACGGUUCUCGUUCUUUGGUAGGCUUUUUUUAGAAUACGAUUUGGGUAUCCUAGACUCUUGAAUCUCUGUCUGAGGGUUUUCGCCUCUCUUUCAAAAUCUUCUGGAUUGGAACAGUUUCUUUUUACCCUGAGGUAUUGGCCAUAAGGUAUGUUAGCCUUUAUAUGAAAUGGGUGAAAACUGUCCCAGUGUAAUAGACUAUUCGUGGCGGUAGGUUUUCUGUACAGUGAAGUGGAUACUGAACCAUCUUCUGUCAGAGCAAUUGUGAGAUCCAGAAAGACUAGGUGACUCUCAUGAAUAACAUGAGUAAGUUUAAGAUUGAUAUGGUUAAUAUUCAAUACGUCAACCCAAUCUUUGAAUGAUGAAAAAGAGCCUAACCAAAAGAUUAGCACAUCGUCAAUGUAGCGAAACCAUUUGUAGAUUGACGAGGUGUACAUGGCAUAGGGACUGGUGAACACUAUUGUUUCUUCCCACCAUCCCAAAAACAGAUUAGCGUAGCUGGGUGCACAAGAAGAGCCCAUCGCAGUGCCCUGUAUUUGUAAGUAGUAUUUCCCGUUGAAUGUAAAGUAAUUAUGAGUAAGCACAAACUGUAAUAGAAGCAGGAUAAACUCCUGUUCCUGUAGAUUGAAGGUUUUGGCUUUUUGCAGAAAGUAGGCUACUGCUGCUAGACCCUUGUCAUGUGGAAUGUUGUUAUAUAAUGCCACUACAUCCAGACUAGCCAGGGAUGUAUAGGGGGGCACGGUAAGAUGUUCCAAGGCUAGAAGUGUCUGUUUAGUGUCCCGUAUGUGUGAUUUUAAACCUAUUACCAGGGGUUGGAGCAGCUUGUCCAAAUAUUGGCUUGCUCUCUCAGUUAGGCAAUGGUUGCCAGAGACAAUUGGUCUGCCUGGAGGGUUCAAGAGGUCUUUAUGGAUUUUAGGAAGACAGUAAAAAGUAGCAAUAGUAAUAUUGGACUGAGAAACAAUAAACCUAGACUCAUGUUGAGUUAUCACAUUGUUAGUUAAAGCUUUUGAUACUAGUGAUUGCAAUUCAGCCAAAAACGUUUUCGUAGGAUCUUCCUUCAAAGCCUUGUAGACCAUUUCAUCCAUGAGAUGUUGCAUACACAUGUUAACAUAUUGUUCUCUUUGCAUGAGGACAAUGUUGCCUCCUUUGUCAGAUUGUUUACAGACAACAUCUGUUGCUAGCCUAAGCUCUUGUAAAGCCAGUUUUUCUCCUGCUUUAAGAUUAGAAAUGUGUGAUGAUGGAGGGAUCUGAUUUUCUAGUUCAUUGGUACAAAUCUGCACAAACAGAUCAAUACAAGGAAAUUCCUUCAAAUUGGGGGUAAACCAGCUCGGAGGUUUAAAGUUAGUUAGGGAGUCAGGAGUACCCUGUUCAGAGUGUAAGUCCAUAAGUGUAUUGAACAGUGCCAUGUCCUCAGGUGAAAGGCCAAGAUCUUUAAGUUUUUUUAAAUUAAUCUUUUCAUGUAAAGCAUGUAGGGCCAAUUUGCGGCCAAAUAAGUUCACAUCUUUGGCCCAGUCAAAUUGGUUACUUAUAGGUGUUGGUAUAAAAGAAAGACCCUUUUGAAGAAGUGAUAUGUGUCUUUGUUUUAGGAUAAACUUAGAGAGGUUUAUUAUCUUAUUGUCCUGUGUUUGCACAACUAUUGGUAAUUGGUUUUCUGUGUCUUGUAUCCCCACUUGUUCCUGUCCCUUAGUCUUUCCCUUUGGGGCUGUGGCCAAUCCUGAUCUAAAAAAGUCAGGGAAGAUUGAGUAGGGCCUGUGGAUUCAAGUCUAGGAUUUGUAGUAGCAGUUUGAACCACAGGGGGGUCCAUAAAGGUUAUGUUCCUAUCAGUAUUUCUCAAGAUACCUUUGGUUUGUCCUGAGGCAGUAUGUUGAGUAAACCGAGUGUUUUGCCUUUUAUGGUACCGAGGUCUGGAAUCAGAUUCAGACCAUUCAGUUUCAUCUGAAGAGGAAAAACCUUUAUUAAAUGAUUUGUUAACAUUAAAUCUCCUUUUGUUCUUAUUUCUAAAGAUAUUCCCCUCUUGAAAGUCCCUAAAAUCCCUUUGAAAUUUGUAAUGUUUCUUUUGUUUGAUACUUCUUUUAAAACUUUCUAAGUUCUUGCUCAGCUUGCUCUCCAUAGCUGGAAAGCUAGGUUCUUUAUCAAAAUUCCUGAUAUUUUUAAUUUCAACGUCUAAUUCUCCGUUGGUUUUAUCCAAAUGUUGUUGUUCUAAUUGGAUUAAAAACUGCAUAAUUUUAGCAGAGCAAUCUAAAAGGAUAGAAUUCCAUUCUGCUAACUGUUCGUCAGUCUUGACUUUGUCAGGUAGCAGAAUGUCCGGUCUAAGGCCUCUGGGUACCAGUUUUUGUUCAAUGUAGUGUCUUAGGCUGGCUAGUUCCCAGAAUCCCCUUAAUUGUGUUUGAUAUAGCUUUUGUAUUGAGAAGAAAGCCUGAUUGAUAUCCUUGGGUUCAUUUUGUAAAUUACCCAAAGGUUUAUUAGAGAAGACAUUAUUAACGUCUUCAGAUGAAUAAUUAGGAUGCACCACCUGUUCUAGAAGGUCUGACAUAAUUAUUAGACUUCAAAAUGACUACUACCAAUAAAUGUACAAUUAAGAGUAGUAAGUGUUAAACAAAAAUGAUAGUAAGAAUAUCCUGUCCUAUAAAUUGGUAUUGAAACCUGAUGCAAAUAUAGAAUUGGAGCCUGGGAUAGGAACAAGGAUAAGGUGUCGGGUUGCGUACAAAGAUUGGGGGGUAACCCCUAGAAAUAGAACUAAAUAAGAGAGAAAAGAAACAAAGACAGAGAAACCAGGAAUAAAGAAGUAUAUAUAUCCUAAAGGUUCCCUGUGAUUGUUAAGCAACCCAAAAGUAAAAGAUAAAAUAUAACUUUUAUUAAAUGCCUUCUAAAAGUCAAUAACUAGUAAAGUGAGUAGACAUCAAUAUUGCCCUACUGAAAGCUGAAUCCCGUUGGAUUUAUUUGUUUCAAACAUUAUACCCCAAGGGGUUGAAUGAGGAGUUUAAUUUUACUCCUUUUAUCCACACUUGAUUAGUUCUGUCUGUCUGGUUCUCUCUUUAAUUUUAUAAUCUUUGACAAAAUCUUUUACCAUUGGGGCCCUUUGCUGGUUCCCAAUGUGUAUCAUAGCCGCAAUUAGUCAUUGUUUACACUCAUUAUAUACAGUUCUUACUGAAUAUCUCUCCCCCUUUCUUUAUAGUUUUUCUAUUACUUCUAAUAUUAUUCUUGUAAGUUUCGUUUUAUCCUGAUCCAUCAUUUUUUAACACUGAUGGACCUACUUUGUUCUAUAGAUUUUCUGGUCCUAUCAGUUUGGACAUGUUGUCCCUAUUCAUUAUUUCUCUAUAUUAAUUAAUUUUUUGUAAGAACAUAAUUGACCUAAAUGAUCUUGGGCUAUAUAUACAUUUUUUGCCCUCAGAAUUCACAUUAUAAGUUUGUUUUUAUUAUUUUGUUAGCUGGUAGAGCAAUAUUUACAUAACUAUUUAUACUUUUUUGUCUAUAGACUGUUCACUACUUAUGUACUUGUCAUGUAGUGAUACUAAUGUAUCCGAAUCUGCCUUAUUGUUACUUUGUUGGAUAUGUCUUUCUUCUCCUCAUAACUAUAUUUUUGUGGGUACUUUUUCUGACAUAAUAUUUUGCUUCAAUUUGCCUAUUUAAUAUCUUGAUGAUUCAUAAGUUAAUUGUGUCUCCAUUAUUUACUUUCCGUGCCGGUUUCCCCGGUGAUUUCGGACAAACCGGUUUCGGCACUUGACUCCGCCCCCCCUAUCUGUGAUUGGUGACCUUUCUAACCAGUCACAGCGGAGGGCGGGUUAUUUAAACCUCGUCCGGCGUCCAGUCCGGUUCCCUUGAAAAGCCCUCGUGGCGAAACGCGCGUCGGGACUUUUUAUGAGCGGGUGGUUAGAGACUUUGUGGGGACGAUGCUGCAGCCAGAAUUAGUAUAAUGUUUUAGACAUUAUCACCCUCUCUCUAGUUUAUUACUUAAUAUUUUCUACCUCUUAGCACCUUCCUUUGAGGUUUUUGUUGAUUGUCUUUACUAGGCAGAUGAUUUCAGCCUUAGAUUAAUGGGAGUUAGGAGUCAGCAAUUACUACAUUAGGGUUAUAUAGCUUAAUACUUUCUAGACUUUAUGGGAUGUUUUAUAGCAUCCACUAGAUCAUUAUUCUUUCUACAUUCUUUGGAACUACUGAGCUAUUGCAGAAACUCUAUUCUCCUCUCCCUUUAGUAGGCCUUUUUUACUUACUCUAUUUACUCACUUUACUAGUUAUUGACUUUUAGAAGGCAUUUAAUAAAAGUUAUAUUUUAUCUUUUACUUUUGGGUUGCUUAACAAUCACAGGGAACCUUUAGGAUAUAUAUACUUCUUUAUUCCUGGUUUCUCUGUCUUUGUUUCUUUUCUCUCUUAUUUAGUUCUAUUUCUAGGGGUUACCCCCCAAUCUUUGUACGCAACCCGACACCUUAUCCUUGUUCCUAUCCCAGGCUCCAAUUCUAUAUUUGCAUCAGGUUUCAAUACCAAUUUAUAGGACAGGAUAUUCUUACUAUCAUUUUUGUUUAACACUUACUACUCUUAAUUGUACAUUUAUUGGUAGUAGUCAUUUUGAAGUCUAAUAAUUAUGUCAGACCUUCUAGAACAGGUGGUGCAUCCUAAUUAUUCAUCUGAAGACGUUAAUAAUGUCUUCUCUAAUAAACCUUUGGGUAAUUUACAAAAUGAACCCAAGGAUAUCAAUCAGGCUUUCUUCUCAAUACAAAAGCUAUAUCAAACACAAUUAAGGGGAUUCUGGGAACUAGCCAGCCUAAGACACUACAUUGAACAAAAACUGGUACCCAGAGGCCUUAGACCGGACAUUCUGCUACCUGACAAAGUCAAGACUGACGAACAGUUAGCAGAAUGGAAUUCUAUCCUUUUAGAUUGCUCUGCUAAAAUUAUGCAGUUUUUAAUCCAAUUAGAACAACAACAUUUGGAUAAAACCAACGGAGAAUUAGACGUUGAAAUUAAAAAUAUCAGGAAUUUUGAUAAAGAACCUAGCUUUCCAGCUAUGGAGAGCAAGCUGAGCAAGAACUUAGAAAGUUUUAAAAGAAGUAUCAAACAAAAGAAACAUUACAAAUUUCAAAGGGAUUUUAGGGACUUUCAAGAGGGGAAUAUCUUUAGAAAUAAGAACAAAAGGAGAUUUAAUGUUAACAAAUCAUUUAAUAAAGGUUUUUCCUCUUCAGAUGAAACUGAAUGGUCUGAAUCUGAUUCCAGACCUCGGUACCAUAAAAGGCAAAACACUCGGUUUACUCAACAUACUGCCUCAGGACAAACCAAAGGUAUCUUGAGAAAUACUGAUAGGAACAUAACCUUUAUGGACCCCCCUGUGGUUCAAACUGCUACUACAAAUCCUAGACUUGAAUCCACAGGCCCUACUCAAUCUUCCCUGACUUUUUUAGAUCAGGAUUGGCCACAGCCCCAAAGGGAAAGACUAAGGGACAGGAACAAGUGGGGAUACAAGACACAGAAAACCAAUUACCAAUAGUUGUGCAAACACAGGACAAUAAGAUAAUAAACCUCUCUAAGUUUAUCCUAAAACAAAGACACAUAUCACUUCUUCAAAAGGGUCUUUCUUUUAUACCAACACCUAUAAGUAACCAAUUUGACUGGGCCAAAGAUGUGAACUUAUUUGGCCGCAAAUUGGCCCUACAUGCUUUACAUGAAAAGAUUAAUUUAAAAAAACUUAAAGAUCUUGGCCUUUCACCUGAGGACAUGGCACUGUUCAAUACACUUAUGGACUUACACUCUGAACAGGGUACUCCUGACUCCCUAACUAACUUUAAACCUCCGAGCUGGUUUACCCCCAAUUUGAAGGAAUUUCCUUGUAUUGAUCUGUUUGUGCAGAUUUGUACCAAUGAACUAGAAAAUCAGAUCCCUCCAUCAUCACACAUUUCUAAUCUUAAAGCAGGAGAAAAACUGGCUUUACAAGAGCUUAGGCUAGCAACAGAUGUUGUCUGUAAACAAUCUGACAAAGGAGGCAACAUUGUCCUCAUGCAAAGAGAACAAUAUGUUAACAUGUGUAUGCAACAUCUCAUGGAUGAAAUGGUCUACAAGGCUUUGAAGGAAGAUCCUACGAAAACGUUUUUGGCUGAAUUGCAAUCACUAGUAUCAAAAGCUUUAACUAACAAUGUGAUAACUCAACAUGAGUCUAGGUUUAUUGUUUCUCAGUCCAAUAUUACUAUUGCUACUUUUUACUGUCUUCCUAAAAUCCAUAAAGACCUCUUGAACCCUCCAGGCAGACCAAUUGUCUCUGGCAACCAUUGCCUAACUGAGAGAGCAAGCCAAUAUUUGGACAAGCUGCUCCAACCCCUGGUAAUAGGUUUAAAAUCACACAUACGGGACACUAAACAGACACUUCUAGCCUUGGAACAUCUUACCGUGCCCCCCUAUACAUCCCUGGCUAGUCUGGAUGUAGUGGCAUUAUAUAACAACAUUCCACAUGACAAGGGUCUAGCAGCAGUAGCCUACUUUCUGCAAAAAGCCAAAACCUUCAAUCUACAGGAACAGGAGUUUAUCCUGCUUCUAUUACAGUUUGUGCUUACUCAUAAUUACUUUACAUUCAACGGGAAAUACUACUUACAAAUACAGGGCACUGCGAUGGGCUCUUCUUGUGCACCCAGCUACGCUAAUCUGUUUUUGGGAUGGUGGGAAGAAACAAUAGUGUUCACCAGUCCCUAUGCCAUGUACACCUCGUCAAUCUACAAAUGGUUUCGCUACAUUGACGAUGUGCUAAUCUUUUGGUUAGGCUCUUUUUCAUCAUUCAAAGAUUGGGUUGACGUAUUGAAUAUUAACCAUAUCAAUCUUAAACUUACUCAUGUUAUUCAUGAGAGUCACCUAGUCUUUCUGGAUCUCACAAUUGCUCUGACAGAAGAUGGUUCAGUAUCCACUUCACUGUACAGAAAACCUACCGCCACGAAUAGUCUAUUACACUGGGACAGUUUUCACCCAUUUCAUAUAAAGGCUAACAUACCUUAUGGCCAAUACCUCAGGGUAAAAAGAAACUGUUCCAAUCCAGAAGAUUUUGAAAGAGAGGCGAAAACCCUCAGACAGAGAUUCAAGAGUCUAGGAUACCCAAAUCGUAUUCUAAAAAAAGCCUACCAAAGAACGAGAACCGUUGACAGAUCUGAGAGCUUACAUAAACUCCCUAAGAUUAUUCAACCUAACGCUGGGGUCACCAGAUUGAUAGGGACUUAUGAUAAAAAUUGGAACAACACCCUGCAGGUAUUCAACCGCAAUUGGCCAUUACUCCAAUAUGACAAAUGCCUCAAGAAUACCAUUACUAUCAAACCUUCUGUAACCUAUCGAAGAGCUAAGAACCUCGCAGACCUUUUGACUCAAAGUCAUUUGAAACCUAUACCAACUAAAUCUACCUGGCUUCAGACCAAGGGUCUUUUUAGAUGUGGGCACUGCAAGGCUUGUGACUUCAUUUUACCAUCUAAGGGAGUACGGAAUCAUAAAACCGCUAAAGACAUCGAGGUGAACUCUUUUGUCAACUGUGGUUCUACCAACGUUGUCUACAUUAUUACAUGCGACUGUGGAUUACAGUACAUCGGCAAGACGUACCAACAGUUACGUCGACGUGUCCUGCAACAUAUUAAUUCUAUUUCCAAUUUACAUUUGGAUACUCCGAUUGCCAGACAUGUACGUACAAACCAUGAUUCCAGACCUAAUGUACUCAAAUUUCAAGUAAUUCAAAAAGUUUUUUUGAACCACAGAAAAGGGGACAUCAAUAUUGCCCUACUGAAAGCUGAAUCCCGUUGGAUUUAUUUGUUUCAAACAUUAUACCCCAAGGGGUUGAAUGAGGAGUUUAAUUUUACUCCUUUUAUCCACACUUGAUUAGUUCUGUCUGUCUGGUUCUCUCUUUAAUUUUAUAAUCUUUGACAAAAUCUUUUACCAUUGGGGCCCUUUGCUGGUUCCCAAUGUGUAUCAUAGCCGCAAUUAGUCAUUGUUUACACUCAUUAUAUACAGUUCUUACUGAAUAUCUCUCCCCCUUUCUUUAUAGUUUUUCUAUUACUUCUAAUAUUAUUCUUGUAAGUUUCGUUUUAUCCUGAUCCAUCAUUUUUUAACACUGAUGGACCUACUUUGUUCUAUAGAUUUUCUGGUCCUAUCAGUUUGGACAUGUUGUCCCUAUUCAUUAUUUCUCUAUAUUAAUUAAUUUUUUGUAAGAACAUAAUUGACCUAAAUGAUCUUGGGCUAUAUAUACAUUUUUUGCCCUCAGAAUUCACAUUAUAAGUUUGUUUUUAUUAUUUUGUUAGCUGGUAGAGCAAUAUUUACAUAACUAUUUAUACUUUUUUGUCUAUAGACUGUUCACUACUUAUGUACUUGUCAUGUAGUGAUACUAAUGUAUCCGAAUCUGCCUUAUUGUUACUUUGUUGGAUAUGUCUUUCUUCUCCUCAUAACUAUAUUUUUGUGGGUACUUUUUCUGACAUAAUAUUUUGCUUCAAUUUGCCUAUUUAAUAUCUUGAUGAUUCAUAAGUUAAUUGUGUCUCCAUUAUUUACUUUCCGUGCCGGUUUCCCCGGUGAUUUCGGACAAACCGGUUUCGGCACUUGACUCCGCCCCCCCUAUCUGUGAUUGGUGACCUUUCUAACCAGUCACAGCGGAGGGCGGGUUAUUUAAACCUCGUCCGGCGUCCAGUCCGGUUCCCUUGAAAAGCCCUCGUGGCGAAACGCGCGUCGGGACUUUUUAUGAGCGGGUGGUUAGAGACUUUGUGGGGACGAUGCUGCAGCCAGAAUUAGUAUAAUGUUUUAGACAUUAUCACCCUCUCUCUAGUUUAUUACUUAAUAUUUUCUACCUCUUAGCACCUUCCUUUGAGGUUUUUGUUGAUUGUCUUUACUAGGCAGAUGAUUUCAGCCUUAGAUUAAUGGGAGUUAGGAGUCAGCAAUUACUACAUUAGGGUUAUAUAGCUUAAUACUUUCUAGACUUUAUGGGAUGUUUUAUAGCAUCCACUAGAUCAUUAUUCUUUCUACAUUCUUUGGAACUACUGAGCUAUUGCAGAAACUCUAUUCUCCUCUCCCUUUAGUAGGCCUUUUUUACUUACUCUAUUUACUCACUUUACUAGUUAUUGACUUUUAGAAGGCAUUUAAUAUAAGUUAUAUUUUAUCUUUUACUUUUGGGUUGCUUAACAAUCACAGGGAACCUUUAGGAUAUAUAUACUUCUUUAUUCCUGGUUUCUCUGUCUUUGUUUCUUUUCUCUCUUAUUUAGUUUUUUCAGCUGGUUUCGGACAGCCACUAUAUUGUAGGCAAAAGUGCUUUAGUUGGGACUAGCACCCUGUCAGUGGAGAUAUGUCCAUAGGGUCAUAUUCAUAUGAUCAUAUUGUCAGCUGCAAAUAAUGAGUCCAUCAGUAACCUACUGCUUUAACCAUGUGCACACUGUGUGCUGAGAGCUAAUAGUGAAUCAGGACUGGCCGGCAUGUUUAAUAGCAGCAGCGACAUUUACUAGAAAGCUAAAGUUGUCGUAGCAGGAUCAUUAGCAGAGAUGCGAUCAAAAAAGAAAGAUUUAGAGACGUAGAGAGCUAGAGUUGGACAGAAAGAGCUGGAGCAUUAUACAGAGCUAUUGUAUUGUGUGGGGGUCUCUGUACUGCAGCUCAGUGUAAUCCAUCACACUGUGGGAUAGUUAUGGUUGUCUUAUUGUGUGCAUCUCUGCAUACUCUAUGGGCAUCUCUGUAUUCUGCUCAGCUCCAUGUAUUGUAUUGCUAUCUCCAUAUUGCAUUGGGGCGUUUGUACUGUAUGGGUAUCUCGGAAUUGUAUGUGCAGGACAGGUCACUGGUAAAUUCCCAAAACUGAGAGAGUAGACUUCACAUGCCAAACAGACUACGAUACAGGGUACUUAAUGAGUCUAUUGUCACCAGGAGCAGCAGCUGUUCUCAAACCUAACACAAAAGUAGCACUAAAGUGCUUAUAAGCCCACACAACUCCAUGAUCUUGUAUAAGCAAGUGCUCAGUAAUAAACUGGUGUCCAGUUAUAAAGAACUACUUGUAUCCUCAAUCAUGUACAUUCACAAAUAGAACAAAUGCAGGUAAAAACAACCUGGUCACGAGCAUGAAAUAUCCAGGAUGUGAUAAGAAGUAGGUGGACAUCGUGAAGGAGCAAGAUGCAGAUGUUGUGUCCAAUGGUGCACACAGGUGCCAAAGAUGUGCUUCUCUGGAAUGUGAACAAAGGAAUAUCUGCAAUAAUUUAAUUGAACUUCAUAUAAAAGACCAAAAUCAUGACAGAACUUAAGAACUUCUUAGACGCUGGGCACUUGGCAGCAAAACUCCUUUUCGUUCCUUUGUUGAGUUUUGCUAGUUUUGUACCAGAUAUUCCUUUAGUCAGACAGCAGCUAAACAUUUCUCAGAGGGUAUAAAUGAUUCUUGUGGUAAUUAACUAUGGAAGAAUAAUAUCUAUCUAGUAGAUAUUUUGGGAAUAAUCAGAGUAUUUCAUUACUAUGCUGGGUGACAUGUAAAAAUUAUGUUAGCAUUUACAUGUUGUUUACUAGGUAAAAUCUCAUUAAUUUCACUUGGAAAAUUAUUUCCCCCUUGGACUUGGCUACCAAAUUAUCAUAUUUACAACAAGAAAUAAAAGGGAAUGCAUCGUUAAUUAAAUUACACAUAUGUUAUAUAUCUAUAUAUAAAAAAAAAAAAAAAGUUUACAAAUAGAUUCUCAGGGCAAAGGCAUGUGCAGUGUGACUUUUUUGUUUCCAUUGAUUAAAAUUCAGUCUAUAAAAGAGGAUGCAAACAUGUUGCCUGGAGGUAAAUUAAUCAUGUGUUUUGUGGUUUUGAACUCCAAAGGUGCUUAUUCAUAAUUAAUGGAAAAGAAAAUAUUAAGCAGUCAUUGACUUUUGAAUACCAAAAAUAAAUCUGAACAUGCAUUCCAUACAUCUCAUAAAAUAAUAUCAGUGUCUAGAAGACUUGAUCAUAAUUCUAUCAUUCAUUCACUCCAUUGUUCCCAGCCACUCAUGACUACUAAAAAGCAUUAUCUGACCCCCAGCUCGAGCAUUCCUAAGUGACCGCUGUUAAAUGGCUGGUGUGGUUUACAGAACAGCUUAGUGAAGAUAUUUCAUGGAGCGAGAUGGAAAAGAUCUAUAGUUUUAAAAUACGCAAUUUAAGCAAAAAUGUGCUGCCUCACUAGAUGUUGCUAGUAGCAGCCAGUCUUUUUGUACACCGGAGGUACUGAACAUUUUGUGGAAUCGCCCUUGGACAAUCAAAUCUUUCUUCAAUAUAAAUUAGUAAACAAAUUUUUUUUUUAUUUUUAAAAAAAGAGUAAUUCCCCUCCCACCUUUAGGAUUCUCUUUAGUUUAUCUGAAAAAUGUUGUGCAAAGUCUAACUCUAUCCUUUGGCCUGACGUGAGUAUUUACAUAUUCCCAUGUUAUAUCUCUGGACACAUAUUUACCAGUGUACCUCAUUGGAUGAACAGUAAAACCAACUGUUCCUGUGUGGCAGUUAGUUUUAAAGGUAGGCUUUAACGAUCUUGAAAUGAAAUAAAACCAGCUGUGAUAAUCUGGAGCUAAGCAUUUAAUUUCAUGAUUUAUCAACCAGACCCAGGGAGUUCUUAAAAAGUCCUUAUAUGAACUCUUAUUUUACAAUGACCUGCUACAUGGUCUCUACCUGCUAAAUGCCCCUGUUUUCUUAAAAGAUGCACUAGCCUAAUUCCACCUUUGAGAUGUAAAUGAACAAGUGGCAGUUUAUCGUCUGUGUACUCCUUUCAAUGUUGUCCAGGUUGUAUGCACAAACUUGUAAGCACUGCACUGAUGCACAUCUUGUCUCCCUUCUGUGUUGUGUUUUGGGUGGCAAGCAGCAUUUCACAUAGCAGAUGGAUAAGUAUGAGUGGUGAGCAUAAUUGUCUCAGAAUAGUGCAACCCUUGCACUGUAAUCAUUAUGAUGUUUUUCUAUAAAAAAAAAGUUAGACUGGGAAUGUUCUAGAAGUCCAAGGCAGAUUUAUUGGACAAUAAAAGGAAACAGUUUGUCUCCAAACGAGUAUUUUUCAAGCUUUCAUUUUUCUUUGUAAUGCAAUUUUUUUUUUUUUUUUUAAAUGCAUUAAAAAUCCAGAAAAAAAAAAACCAAAACAAAACAGAUCUGCAAAUGUUCACUACAUAAUAGGUAGAUUGUCUUAGAAAACGGCGACAUUUGCCAACAUGUCAGAGGUUUUCUAACGUGCUCCGAGAUGCCCCUUUCUAAUAUUAUGGCUGUGUAGGUUGCAAAGUCUGCCUAUUCAGAUGGACCUGAAGAGGAUGCUCAUGGCAGAUUUAUGGCAAAGUUCAGGCUAUAUAAAUGUCCUCAGUGGAAAAGAAAUAUUCUACAUAUCUAAAGAGGAUGUUAAGGUGCUUCUAUUUGACUCGUGCCUAAAUAUAAUGCGGGAGGUAAGUGCCAUGCUGGAAGACUGUGUUAAUGUCACAGAAGAAGAUGCCUGUGACAUAUAUCUGAAGCAGCCCCACACUCACAUCAAAGACCAAAGUUCCCACAUGACACGUCUGGUGUGGAUGGUAGGUCUGAAGGACAUUAGCUGCACAAAGCACAUCAGACAGUCCAGUCAGCCAUCAUAAAUGCAAUAAGACUAUAUAUAUUUGAGACUUAUGUAUUUAUUAUUGUUCUACCAUGUCUUUUCCUGCUUCACUCUGAGAUGGAUUGUUGUAGCACAUACCCAUAUCAUUGACGACAGACAAAGUUUAAGCUGUCCAAUGUUUUUCUGUCUCAUCCAAGACUAUAGAAUUAUCCGUAGGGAUACGCUUGGCUGGGAAGAUUAGCUGCAUAAACUAUUUAUUCCUAUUCCUUGGUUUGCACAGAUUAUUUCAUUGUAUACCUGAAGAAUUUCCCUUAAAGGCUUUAUGUUUAUGUUGGGCCAUCCUUGACCGUUUUUUUUCUAAAAAUGGCAAGUAUAGAUCAUUUUUAAAUUUCAGGCAGAAAUUCCUUUCUUUUAUACGAACACCCCUGCUACACAGAUAUAUGAAAUUUUGCCAAACCGCAAAAUAUGCUGAUUAGAAACAUGUUCCCAACAAGGACACAGGUUUCUGAUCAGCAGAUUAAAUGCUACAUAACAUUUAAUAUAAAAUAAUAUUAAUUUUAUGAUGUAGAAUAGCUUUUGUGCAUUUGUGAAUCCAUCUUAUAAAGUGUAAAAAGCAGCCUGGGCAUGUUUGGUUACAGUAAUCGUUACUUGUCUGAAGUCCAAAACACCUCAAACUAAAAGGAAGAACCUUUUUAUGUAUGUGAUUGGACACUGUCCUUAAAUCACUCUAUUCUUUAGCUAACCAUUGAAAUGCAAAUUUAAUUUAAUGUCUGUCAAUGAAGACAAUUAACUCUGUUUCCUUGUGGCACUGACCACAAUGUCGUUUUGUGGAAAACUACACAAAAUCCUUAUAAAUACUGCUCAGGUCCAUUAACUAAAUACAUCUCCAGUGUGAGUAUUUGUGUGACAGUGUGAGACAUUAUGUUUGUAUAAUCAGCUUAAACUAUAUUGGUAUGCUAAGCUCCUGGUUGGCAUUUCAUUUUGUACUGUUCCAAGGUGCUAAUCUUAUAUUAAAUUUGGAUUUUAUUUAUUUCAUUAUUUUCUUUCUUUCUUAAAUCAUUACGAUGUGUAAUCUUGAAUUUCAAUUUUCUGGUACCGCAGCAGUGACUAAUCCGAAUUUAGCUAGAACAUUAGCAUCUUACUUUUGAUCCUCAGUGUAAUGUUAAAUCCUUAAUCCUUUAAUAUCUGCAAAAGCAUUGCACAGAUUAAAAAAAGUACUAUGACGGUAAAAUUGUAGAGACGCAAGUUUUAAAGAUGGUAGAAUCAUUUUGAAGAAGAACGUUCACUUCUCAGGAAUUCAUACCCCUGACUAAAACAUGGAAAAACCACUUAUAACUUGUAUUAACAUGAUUUUCAUGUGAUGAUUCCUUUUCUUUUAAACAACUAGUAUCACAAUGCCGUUCAGUCCUGGCACAACAGGGCACAUGUUACAUUAGAGACGGAGAAACAAUGUAUAAAACAAAAUGUUAAAUAUCCCGAGAAGUGACUGUUUCCUGUAAAGAAAAUUCUCUCGAGAAAAAUUUGUUUUGUUACUUGCAUCCUGAACUCCUUGCCCAUCACAAUGACGUUCCCUUAUACAGAACUGAACCAUGCAUCAUAGUGUUAGGAUAUAAAUAAAAAGUAAUUACCAGCACUAGGUGAAUUCAUCGUAUACCAAGCAUCUUUAAUAUAUGAAUUUGUGUCUCUAUUGUUAGCGCUAGUACUGCAUUUGGAGAAAACAAAGUUUACUGCAAAGUUUCCCUGUAAACAAACUAUAUUUGCUGCGUUCUCAGUUGAACAUGGAUGGCACUCUCAUUCAGUAAUUAGACCUUGGCAUAUUUAUAAGUGGACUGGUGCAGUUAAGCAUCAUAAUAGUAUAGCAAGAUAAAAAAGGCUGCCCCAAAAAAUAAAAAAAACUUUACAGUCAUGGGCAAAAGAAAGUACACCCACUUUGAAUUCUAUGGUUUUACAUCUGUUUCUUAUCAGAUCUUAAAAUUAGGUAAAUACAACCUCAAAUUAACAACAACACAUGUACACCCUGUCUCGAUUUAUUUAACACAAAUGAAGCCAAAAUGGAGAACUAUGGGUUCAAUUUGCUGGAAGAUCCACUGCAUUAUUGGCAACUGUCUUAAAUGUUUUCCACUUUUCCAUAUACUCCCUCCCCUCUUUGAGCCUUACCUUGGGCCAGAGAGGGCAGGCAUCAUGAGCCCUGUUUGUCCGGUGAGAGAUGAGUAUGUCUGCAGACACCACCUUCCGGCCAGUGUCAAUGUAUGUAUCAGAGCAUUGCUGUGGCAAAGAUCUAAUACAGUGCAUGUGAUGGAGACCUAUUACGGUUUCACAAUUUGAGCGCUGGCCAUGCAGGCCACACAGGACUGGCCAGUGAGGGAGGUCUUUGAUCUCUUCUGCUUGCUGCCCCGAUACAAAUGUCUUGGUGGCCUUUUUAGAAAUAUUGUAUUGUAUAGUGAUACAAUGUAACACAUGUAUAGAGAAUAUUCACAUAUUAAUUAUGGUGUAAUUUUUUUAAAUUUUUUUUUAACAAAGAUGAACUCUUUAUUAGGAACAGUGGACAGUCAGAGCAAAUGUGUCUGCCAAAUGAAGACUUUUUUUACACUUAUAAAAAUGUAAAAACAAAGACUGCAAAUAAAAUGUGUCUAAACACAACUACAACAUGAGUCAAUAUCUUCUUUCCUAGGGAAAUGUAGCAAUUAUUGUUUAGAUAUUAAUCUUCAGAACCUUAGUGACAUUAUCAUCAGCAAAUUAAAAUCUGAAUUUUAGAUUAACCUAGAUCUUAAAAUGGUGUAAUUUUUUUUUAAUUUUAUUUUUUUAUGUAACUCCCUCUUAUGGAGCUCCUGUUGUUGACAAUGAAAUGUGAUAUCAUGAGAAUAUUACAACUUGGUUUUUGAAAGAAUGUAUGUCCAGGGAGUUCUGCAGUGGCACCUGUAAUGUAAUUUGCUCCUUCAUGAUCUGCAUUGUGCUUACCAUGACUUAUUGCUUUAAAUUCCCUCUGCAGACCCCAAGGACAUACUGUGCGGCAAACACAGAGGACCUGGAGACUGUCAUCCAGCAUGUACACAAUAUGUAUCCUGAUGCCCCACUUAUGGCUGCCGGGGUUUCAAUGGGAGGGUAAGUAGGUCUACUUUUUUUUUUUUUUUUUGGAAACACCUUUUUAGCAUAAUCACACAUUGUAAAAUCAAUGAUUAAAAUAAUAAUAGAAUACAUGGCUUACGUAUUUUACUAAUAUUUAUUUUUAAUACAUAGUAUGAAAGUACUUCAAAAUAGAACACUUUAUGUAUAUUGUAUUAAAUGUGAAAACAAUGGUUGAUUCAAUUGGUAGUCUAGCAUAAUACAUGAAUAUAGCAGUUUCUUUAUACUAAAGUUCAAGUGUAUGCACUCCUCAUACAUUCGUUAAAAUACAAAAUGAGUAAACCUUCAAACAAAUUAAAAACAUGGGUAUAUAUUACAGUGAUGUCCCUUGCUGUGAUGACAAACUUGCUCUAAACAAGGAAAACCCCAGGUCUCCCUCUUUAGUGCCCAACAUAUCAUAUUUAGAACCACAGCCCUCAAGUCCACACCUUCCAUGUAUCCCUAUUUAGUACCAUACGUCCCUAUUUUUGACCCAAAUCCGACAAUCCAUCUUUUUUCUCAUAAUGUCCCUCUUUUCUAGCAGCUAUAAAUUUUUGGAUUUAUCGUUUACGUGUAUACAACAGGACUCCUAGUAAUAUAUGUCUUUAGAAAACAUAUAUGCGUCUGUGUGAAAAAGACGCAUGGCAUUACAUUUUUGUUUCAUGAAUUGUUAUCAUCUGAAAUUACUCAGACCAACCACGCCCCUGGCCACUUCAAACUUUGUGUUUACCCUCAUUUAUAAUAUUCCUGUUUGGUAGGAGCCCAUAUUUCUGAGUUGUAUAAAAAUACAUUUUCCAAAUAAUAACACUUUCUGUCAUAUGUCUUUAGACUACAAUAAAUAUUGUAAAUAAUGUAUUUGAGUACAAUCAACUUCAGAUUGUGUAAUUAGCGCCACUAAAUUCAAAUGUUAAUGUUUAAAUUUUCGCUCUCUAUUCAAAUCUGACUUUUCCCACAGUUUCAUCUGUUACAGAAAGAUGUGUCUGUGAGGAGCUUAUUUGAUUUUUUUUUUUUUUUUUUUUUAAUAAUUUGUAUGGGAGUUUACCUUGAAGUCAUAUGGGAAUUAUGGGAUAUGUACGGUAGAUUUGGGCAUUUGUAUUCUGACUACUGGAUUUUCUGACGAAUAUCUGCAUUUUCGUCAGUUCGUCCAAAUAACGAAUGGAGAGACAAACGAACAAAUGAAUGGACGCCCAACGUAAUACUUCCAUGAGCAGUUUGUUUAUACGUUCGUUCUUUUGCAUUACCCAGGACAUAUGUGAAAAUGAGAGAAAUCUUAAUGUAUCCUUCCUAGUAAAAAAUAUUUUAUAAAUAAAUUAUAAAUAAAAAAAUUACAUUGUCUGUAAAUCAAAGAGCCAAACUAGUAACCCAAAUGAAAAAAUGGCACAUUCAUUCUGUGCUCAUUCGUUAGUUCUGCUCACUCCCAUCAAAUCUAAGGUGAGUGAGUCGAACUAACCAAUGUGUACUGAAUGAAUGUGCCAUUCGUUCAUUUGGAUUACUAGUUUGGCUUUUUGAAAUACAGACAGGCAGUGAACUGUCUGUUAAUGUAUGUGUAAGCUGAAUAGGGGUUAAUAUCCUGGCUAUGUUUUCAGAUGACAUAAGGCAAGAUGGAUAUUGCUAGCAUUUACAUUUAGUUAGGGUUACUCACUAUAGUGUGAAUUGUCAGGAAUUCAAUGUGAAUUCAAACAGAAUUUCAUAUUUAGAGUAUAGCAGCAGAAUUGGUAUUAAUCUCCAAAUCACUCAGGCUUUCAGGUUGGUUUUAUUGGCCUAAAAUUUAAAAAAAAAUUAACAUUGAAUUCACAAAAUUCACACUUCAGUGAAUAACCAUGCAUUAGAAAUUUGCUAUGGCUAGUUCCAAUAUGCAUGGUCUCUUGAGCAUGACUUUCUAGCUAGAUUUUAUUUGCUGCUUCAAUGAGAAAAAAAAACCGUAUUUUAAAAAAAAACAUAUAUGUAGAUAUAUAUAUAUUUUGCAUAGUUCUAACAUUCUGCUUUGCUUUAAUUUACUUUGUUUAGAAUGCUGCUGCUGAAUUACCUAGGUAAAACUGGGCGACAGACGCCACUAAGGGGUGCUGCAGUGUUCUCAGCUGGCUGGGAAGUUUUUGAAUCUGCUGUUGUCCUAGAGAAACCUAUUAAUUGGAUACUUUUCAAUUACUAUUUAACAACCUGUCUCCAGGCUUCAAUUAUCAGGUGAGACUGCAGUUCUUAAAGCAGCAUCACAUAAUUUAUAGCUAUUAGAUUUACUUGCACUAAUGAUUUUUACCUCCCAAACUGCUACUAGAAACUAUAGGAGAGCUGAAAGAUAAAGAGAGUGGUACAUUUUCCAAUGGUGCAAUAAUUCUAGUAUAGGAUAUCUAAUCAAGCUUUUAUGCUUCUAUUUUUGCAGUUUUUUUUUUUUUUUUGCCAUACUUGUUUAAUUGCUUUUCUUUUGCUUCUGUGCUGAAUAUAUGCAUCUAUCUGAUUGGAUGCAAAUAAUUAGAUUUUUUUUUUCUUAUAAUAUUUAUUUUAUUUUUAUAAUUAACAUUUAUACAGCAGUUCACAAAUACACAAAAAAAUUGCAUUUACCUAACAGAAUUCAUUGGCAUAGAAUUACAAUACGCAAGACACACGUUACCGUAAGAUCUUUUCCCCGAUGCAGAGGAGAUUUUGAAUAUUUUGUGAUUUUUUUUUUACUCUUUCAUGGGGCAUAAUAUUAAGAAGCGCUAACUUGCUUAAAGCUGUUCAUUCCACUUGUGGGGUUUCUGCUGAUGUAUCGAUUGAAUAGUGGGCAACAUACUGGGCUCAGCCUAGUUAAGUACAGAAAUGUAGGCUGAAAGCCUCUAUGCUAGUUUGGCUGUACAAAAACUGCUGAAAUGCAGCACAAGUAAACUACAGGUUUCACCCAAGGUAUUGAUUUGCCUUUUCCAGGGUACAUUUAUCUUGGAACCCCAGUUUACCCGUGUAUUCAAAUGUGGCUAUUAAAUUAAUAUAACGCAUGUGUGUAUGAUUUUAUGUAUACGUUAUCACUAAAUAAAAAAUAAAUAGAAGAAAUAAGCUCUUUAAUUAUGCCAAAUGGAGUGAAAAAAAUCUAUUUGUUGAAUUCCAGACUAGUGUUGAAAAAAGAAUGAAUAUAUAGAUAGAGAUCUCUAAAAAGUCCUAUAUGAUAUAUCAGUGUGAUUUGAAUUACAUAUAUGCACUCGUAAAGGGACAUUAUAGCCACUAUACCAUUUCACCUCAUUAAAUUGGUUUUGGUACCUGAAGUCCCACGGCAUUGUCUUUCCACUAAGUGUUAAACCAUCUUCGGGCAGUUAAAUGACUGAGGAACCGUAGCCACCAAUAGCUCAGACACCAGUGAAGUUAUGGUUAAAGCAGUGUUUAUACACUUCUUUCUAGCCAUACCAAUUCAUACCAGCAAUGGCAUCUGUAAUAGGCUAAAAGUGAUCAGCUGAUACUUUCAGCCAAUCACCACUGCCCACUGUUGCUCAGGCAAAGCCUCCUCAUCAGCCCAAGCUGCGCAAAGGGGUUGAGCUGCUGGGGACUCCCAAUUAGCAUUAAGACAUUAAAAAUUAUUUAACACUGAACAGAAGGAUGGUUUCAUUUGACUCUAGACACUAUAACCACUGUAGAGAGAAGAGCAGUUACAGUACCUACAGUGUCCCUUUAACUAGUACACAGUAUACAUGUUAUUUAACUUUAUUGUCCUAUUAAACAGAUUUGUAAAAACAAAAAACACUAUGUAAAACGUUUGACGCACUUAUUAAAAUUGAACAUAUCUCAAUUUUUUAGACAUCGUGCCAUUUUGGAGAAACAAUUUGAUAUUGCUAACAUUAUGAAGGUAUGAUUUCUAUUUUUUAUUUUUUUUUUAUAAAAACACAGUACUUUAACACGUUUAGACUUGCAGCUGUGAAAAUAAACUGUAAAAUAUUAUUUUAUAACAGUAUCCCUCAGUCUUCAGUAGAUAAAAUUUAAUUAUGUGAGUCAAUGUUGUUUUUUGUUAUGGAAUGUAUGUAAGUAUUGCAGACUGAGUGUGGGAAGAACAGAGUUCGAUUGGGCCAGUCUACAAUUGUCUCAUCAGGUUGUUUUGCUAAUUUUAACAUAUUGUGUGUUUGUGUAAGAAGGUGGGAGUAGCGCCUUACAGUGUUCUCCGUUGGUAUGUGGAACAAAAAAAGAAUGACGAAAGAAAUUUAGGCAUGGAUGCGGUACAAUCCUUGUGGUACAAGGAUGAUUAUUGUGUCCCUUGGUUCCAAUUGGUAGUCUGUGGUUUCUGAAACCGAAACACAAAAUGACCAUAUAUUGUAGUAUCCCAGUGGUUCCCAAACUGUGUGCCACAGGGGCGCCGCGGAAUGUUUCCCCGGUGCUAUGAUUAUAGCAGCGGGAAACAUAACUGCUGAGCAGGGGCAAGUCGGGUGCCUUUAAGACCGCGCCCGGGCACCUGUAAUGUCGACCGGCUAUGAGGAAGUGACAGCCUGUCACUUGCUCCCAGCGUCGUGCAUAGAGACAGCGUGGGAGGGAGAGGAGGCAGCCACAGCAUGAAGGGAGUCCAGAGCUGCUCCAAACCCCACACACACAGCAGCCAGCAGGACUCCAAGCCACCCUCCUGGACAUACAAGUUAAGCUAACAGAAGGGUGGCUGGAGAUAUAAACAAAUAUCACAUGUCUGUGCGUGUGCACACAUCUGUGUAUGUGCAUCUGUGUGUCAGGGGGUGUGUGUAUGUGUCAGUGUGUAUCUAUGUGUGUGUAUGUGUCGGUGUGUAUCUAUGUACCUGUGUGUUAAUGUGCAUGUAUAUCUGUGUAAGUAUAUAUGUAUGUGGUAGUGUGUGUGCAUACAUCCAAGCAGUCAAACACCAGCACAACAUUACAUUCAGACACACCCCUGCAAUCAAACUAAAAACAUUACAUAUUAACACACCCUAGUAUUAAAACACACACUAUAUGCAAGCACCCCUUCAAACACCAACACUGUACAUUACACUAUAGCACCAAUAAAUGCCACAGCGCCAUACAGAUAUACAACCUAGAAAUUUUUACUUGGAGUGCCUUGAAAAAAUAUUGAAAUAUUAAGGGCGCCUUGAACCUAAAAAGUUUAGGAACCACUGGUAUAUCCAAAUAGUAAUGAUAAAAUAUAAUCGAAUAAAAUUGCACAUACAUGAAAUGGAGUCUAUGCAAUGGCUCCUAAAGUGGAGCGUGGAGUGGUACAAUACCCGCUCUAGGAUUACUGAUAGGCACAAUUCUUCUUCCUCUUGUACAUAUGCAAUAGAACAGAGGUACAAAUAUAGUGCACACUGUAGUAUGGGUUGGUGCAAAUAAAUGGAAAGCUACUUACAAAAGGUAGAGGAAAGUUGGUUUAGCUCAAUCCAUAUAGCACAGGUUGAAAAAAGGAAGCCAUGUACAAAACCUAUGUAUGAGGCUUAUUGCAAGAAAAAAAAUGACAUUGAUUUCCAUAACUUUUUAGAAGGAUGAACAUGCAUUUGUGAGUUGUAAAAAGUGAAAUUAAAUAUACAAACUGACACCUGUUUAUCCUUUAACUGGGCACCUCCAUCUUUGUGUAGCUCCCUGUCAAUCAUUGUUCUAAGCUCUGCCCUUUGUACGCAGUGGCGGAUCCAGGGGGGGGGGGCAACGGGGCAAUUGCCCCUCUCCAGAAAAAAAUGACGGUCUCACUCUCCCCUAGCCCUGCAAUGUGCCUGCGGACCGGAGGCACUGUGCUGACAGCCGGCAGGGGAGGGAGGGAGAGAGGACACAGGAGCUCUGCCUGCAGCUCCUCCGGGUCCUCCUCUCGCGAGCAGGGAACGCUGCCGCGGUUACCGCGGCAACGCUCCAAAUUUCGCAAGAGUGAACUCUGGAGCGCGGGCUAGAGUUCACUCUCCCCACUGGGACCACCAGGGAAUCCCCACCGGACCACCAGGGACUAAGAAGUGUCCCCCCUCCUCCCAGUAAAGGUAAGGAGGGAGGGGAGACAUAAAUAUUUAUUUUAAUUAAAUAAAAAAAUAUAUAUUUAUUUUUAAAAAGCCCCCCUACCCUUAUCACAGACACUCUACACACACACUGCCCCCCCAUACACACACACUGCCCCCCCCAUACACUGCUCCCCCAUACACACACACACUGCUCCCAUACACUGCCGCCCCAUACACACACAUUGCCCACACUCACACAUACACUGCAAUACUCACACACAUACACUGCAUUCCUUUUUUUCCAAUGUAUUUUAUUUUUCAAUUUUCAUUGGUCAUGCAUAGUAUAGAAGGGGGAUUAACUAAGGAGGGGGUACACGGAGAGAAAAAGGGGGGGGGGAGGGCGACAAUGCAUAUACAAUGUAUCAUAUUCUUACAAAAGUAUCUUUAACAGCUGUACAUAGAAUAAGAUAUUAGCCACAAGUCACCAGCUUCGGAAUAUAUUACAUACAUUAGUAGUUACAUAUACAUGUUUGCCUGAAACGUUCUAAGGCACUGAAUUGUUUCCGUACGCCCUAACUGUGAGGACUCUGGGGCGGGGGGAAAAGAGGGGUUGGGGGAUUAGCGAAGUUGAGCUAUGGCAGUAAAUUUUGUACUGUAUCGUAGUGAAAAGAUGUUACAUUGGGUAGCUCUUUUUACAUAGAAGCCCUUGGAAAAUAUCAUGUACAUAAUCUCAAUUACAUCUUACCGUACCUAUAAUCCACCCAUCUGCGCCACCUUGUUUCAUGUCUGCUCUGCCUCUCAGUGAUGCGACUUGCCAUACGCUCGUAAUUAUAAAUCGAAUCUAGUCUACCUAAAAUCUCUGAUAACGUGGGAGCUUGUGUAGAUUUCCACUUCUGGGCAAUCGCUGUUUUAGUUGCCAUGAGGCAGUGGAUCAUUAAAUAGUUUUCCUCUUCGUGGAGGUUGUCUGGGAAGAUGUGUAAUAAAAAGCAUUCUGGUGUCGGAGGUACCCCGAUCCCUAGGUUUUUGCAAAAAAGUGUGUGGAUGUCUUGCCAUAAUGAUGUGAUCUGUGUACAUUUCCAAAAUAUAUGGUAAAGGGACCCCUCUUGAUUGUGACAUCUCCAACAUAGUUUGUUCGCUCCUGGAUAUAUGUGGGCCAAUUUGUUGGGGACCAGGUACCAGCGCAUGGUUAGUUUGCAGUACGAUUCCCACUGAUUAAGGCUAUGUGAGGCCUGCUUUGUUAGCUUCUGAGCCCGAUGCCACGUGUCUACUGGGAAAUGCAGUCCCAGGUCUAAUUCCCAGUUUGUCAUAUAGGAGGGUUUUGUUGCCGUGUAUUGUGUAAGAAGUGUAUUGUAGCAGAGGGAUAGUGCUUUCACUUUGGGAAGCUUCCCCGUACAUUUAUGUACAAAUGGUGAUAUGAGAUUAGACUCUCUCAAGGUAAUCCUGCUUUCCUGUAUGAUAUUUUUUAGUCUCAGAUAGGUGAAUAGUUCCCUGGAUGGAAUAUGAAAAUCCCUGACCAUGUCAGGGAAUGGUUUGAUGCCCUCUUGGGUCAACAAGGAACGAACCCCAGAGAUCCCCCGGCUAAGCCAGUUUUCUAGCUGCAGGUUCAUACACUGCAUUCCUGACAUACACUGCCGCCCUCACUCACACACUACAACCUUCACACACACACACACACACUGCUCACACACUGUCCCCCCGCACACACACACAGACUGCACCCCUUACACAUUGCACCACUCACACACACCACUGCUCCUAUGCCCUACUACUGCCCCAUUUCCCAGCAGACCUCAAGUAAGUUGUCAAACUGUUCUUAAACUGUUCUACUCUGGGAAGGGCUCCGGCCACUAUUGACACCAUAACCACUACACUGAGCUGUAGUGGUUAUUGUGUCUGGAUUAUUUCUUUAAAUAAUCUACAAGUGCCCCUCCCGCGAUCAGGCUCUGGAUCCGCCACUGUUUGUACCUUGCAGUCAACAGAGAGGAAACAUGCUUUUUUCUAUUUCUUCUCCUCAUUUGCAAUGUUUGCUUUAGCUUUGCUUUGUCUGAACAGCAUUACGAUUCAAUUGUAUGUGCAGCAUUUCAGUAUGAGAUAUUGCACAUAGUGAGAUUUGUAUAGGCCAGCAUCAUUAGCCAGGAUAGAACUCUUAUUAUAGGAUACUAAUGUUAAACAUGUGCAUAACAUACAUAUGUCGCCAACAAAUGUGUUCAAUGAAUUGUCUGAUAGCCACCCUAUGUCCUCAGCCCUGUCUCUGACCUCCUUCCCUAGUUCCCUACCAUUAUAGAGUGACAUCACAGGAGGAAAACUGAGCUGCAGGAAGGACAUUGCCCUGCAUGAAAUGCUUUUACUAUUUUUUUCCUUAAAGAGACAGGACAUGUCAGCAAGAGUUGAAAUAAAAAAAAAACCUGUGCUUUUCAAUGUUUAUGAAUAGUGUAAAUUUCAGAGAAGUGACAAUUCCCCUUUAAUUACCUACAUCAAAAGGAUGGUUUAGAAGACACUAUUAUACAUUACGUAAGUAAAUGAUUUCCCCCCUCGCAAAUCUUUAUUUUUUUAUUAAAAUUUUCUAUUUAAGUGUUACCUGACUGCAAGGCCAAAAACAAUUCUCUGCACAGACUGAAACAUUCUUCAAAUCACUCUAUAUUAAGAGUAUGUACCAUCACCAUAGAAAUAUACAACAAAAAAUAUUGGUACCGCUGAUAUCAUCUGAAAAUAAAUAAAUUAUUAUUUAUAUAGCGCCAUCAAAUUCCGCAGCGCUUUACAAUGGGUGGACGAACAGACAUGUAGUUGUAACCAGACAAGUUGGACACAGGAACAGAGGGGUUGAGGGCUCUGCUCAAUGAGCUUACAUGCUAGAUGGAGUGGGGUAAAAUGACAUAAAAAGGUAAGGAUAGUAUUAGACUAGUGACAGUUGCAGAAGAGGAAUCAGUCAGGAGCUAAAACAGUUUAAUUGAUACGCUUUUAUGAAGAAGUGGGUUUUUAACGAUUUUUUUUUUUUUGAAGGAGUGGAGACUGGGUGAGUAUCUAACGGAGGAGGGAAGCGAGUUCCACAAAACCUAGUGCUACACAAUUAAAUAAACAAAAUGAACAAAACAUAGUGUUAUACAAAUAAAUAAAAAAUACACACUAGGAUAGAUUGCACUCACAAGCAUGUGAAAUGAAUACCGCUCCAAUGGUGCCUCCCCCGAUGGGGGACUUUAACCUCCUUCUUGGUUUAGUAGUCACCACUGUUAUUUAGGAACCAGUCAAAACUCCAAAUAGUAGGUAACUUUGACAGCUUUUUUUUAUAUAGCUAUUUUUUUACCAUCACCACCUGUCUAUUAUAUUUAUUUGUUAAAGUUAGAUGAAAACAUAACAUGUUAAAAAACCAAACUCUACACGGCCAAUCGAGACUCUAUGCAUGAUAGCUUUAUGACGGGGCCCUUGCUCAUGUUUUGAGUAAUUUUAGUGUUCCCAUCACGGCCACACAUGUCUGAUACCUACAAACAGUCCAUGCCAGUUAUGUCUGUUUUACAGCUUUGUAUUAAGUAGAGCAUGUACAUGUAUGAGUUUAUGACUCGUGGGACUGUGAGUGCGACAGAGGGUGACUCUGUGUGUGUAAGUGAACGGUGACUACACACAUUCUAUGCCAGUUAGCCUUGAUACAUAGCCUGGGAUUGCGAUGAAGACGUUAUUAAGAUGUAAAAGUACAAGUGUAUAUAUUGUGAGAGUGUGAACGAAAGAGAGUAUGAAUCCAAAUGUGUGUGAGGGGCUGUCUUUUGGUGUGUUAUUGUUUCUCGUUGAGUCCAUCACUGCUAAAUAUUCUAGGAUACAAAAUAGUGUUAUGCAUUGCAAGGUUAAAUGAUUUAGUUUAAUGCCAAACAAUGUGUUAGAUUUGACCAUGCCUGACUAGCUUGUAUAAUUCUACAACAAAAAUACAGAAUAAAAAUAAUAAAUCUGACUUAUUUCUGUUGUCAUUUGAUUCAAAGGCAAAAUCGAUCCGAGAAUUUGACAGAAGGUUCACGUCUGUGAUGUUUGGGUAUCCUACAAUUGAUCACUACUAUAAAGAUGCAAGUCCGUGCCAUCGAGUGAAAUCAAUUGAGAUACCAGUAUUGUGCCUAAAUGCUGUGGAUGAUGUGUUUUCACCUGGGCAUGGUGAGUAGAGGAAUGUAAACAAUGCAGCCAGGCCUAAAAUAAAGCAGGGGUAUUAGGGCUUAGUGGUCAUACCUACUCAGUUGAGAUAAAGCAAAAUCACCAAAGCAUCAUUUAAAUUUGCUAUUGAAAUAUAUGUCGGGGAUGCAGUUGUUACCAGGUGAAGGAUCAUGAAAAACAAAACAAAAAAAAAACACAUUAAAUAAAGUGUAUUCCCAUCCCUGCUCACACUUGCAAUUGAGUUUACCACAGUUUGUCAAAUGUGUCUGUUUUUCAUCUCCUGUCUGACUCUGUAAUCUCUACACCAAUGGUUCUUAAUCUUAAAUACUCCAAUAGCUCACCGAUAGUAUCCAAAGAAACUAACAAACUCACACACAACCCUUAGCACCAUGACAUCUGUAAAUAAUAUGCACCCAAUUGCUGCUUCAUCGCAAGCUGGCUGCAUGAUUGGCAUUGAGUGCAGGGUCAGAUUAAAGGAAACUUUAGUCACCAAAACAACUUUAGCUAAAUGAAACCGUUUUGGGCUAUAUAUCAUGCUACUGCAGUCUCACUGCUCUAUUAUCUGCCAUUUAACCCCUUAGCGACGAGUGAUGGACGAGGUCCGUCACUCAUGGGAUUGCCAUAACGACGAGUGACGGACCUCGUCCAUCACCUGUUAAAAUUAACCCUGGAUCGCCGCUGUCGCGGCGAUCGCAGGGUUAAUGGUGCUCCGGUCUGCCUCUGUAUUAGAGGCAGUCCGGGAGCACCCGAUAGUGCUGCCCCAGCACAUGUGCUCGCUCUGACAUGCACAUGUGCUUAGUAUACUUACCUUCCGCCUCCCUGCACUUCUUGGUUCUGUGUGAAGUGCAGGGAGCCGCAACAGUGCUGAUCCUGCCCCCUGUUAAAAAAAAUAAAAAUAAAGUUUAUUUAAAAUCCUACCCCCCUUUACUCAUUUUAAUUAAAAAUUAACCCCAUAUCCUGCCAGUCGAUCACUGCCUACAGUGAUCAAAAUACAGAUCACAGUAUUAUACUGUGAUCUAAUUUUUUUUUAACCCCUGACGAUUAACUUUUAUUUAUUUUUUAACCCUCAGGGGUUCAAUUUAUUUAAUUAAUUUAAAUAUUUUAUAAUUAUAUAUUUUGCUAGCUGGGGUGGGUGGGAGUUAUGGGAAAAUGGGGAAUUUACUGUUAGUGCUGCUUACUGCUAGUUAGGGUUAACGGUAAAAAAAAAGCUUAGAAAAAUGUUAAAUCUGUAAAAAAAGUUUUAAGAAAGUUUAGGAAAGUUUAAAAAAUUAAUAAGCAAAACAAAAGUUUAAGGGGGGGCGUGGCCUGGACGUUGAUGGCGCCAGUCGCACACUAGCCGAGCUCCUAGGCCCAAACCGCCAUAAUCAGCAUUCUACCCCCUUAUAGCUAGCGAUGGUGCGGACCAAGAAGCAUUCCUGGGGGCGGUCAGACGGGAUGGGGGAAUCGCGGGCUUCGCCUAUAAAGGUCUGGAGCAGAGAGUCGCGGCAUACGCGGAUGAUCUCCUCUUCUUUCUGGCCAACCCACUCAUCUCUCUCCCGAACCUACUAGCAAGGUUCCGGGAGUACGGCCUGCUCUCCAACCUUAAACUCAAUGCUGAGAAGUCGGAAGCCUGCCCUUUAAACCUAACUACCGCAGACACGACUCACCUACGGACACAGUACCCAUUUAAGUGGUGUGCGGAUAAGCUCAAAUACCUUGGCAUAUGGCUCACCGGAGACACGAAGCGCCUAUUCCAGGAGAAUUUUGUCCCCAUUCUCCGCACACUACAGCACGACAUGACGACUUGGGGCGGCCUGUGCAUUUCAUGGUUCGGGAGAAUCAAUGCCUUAAAACUAAACCUUCUUCCGCGGCUUCUUUACCUCUUCCAGACCGUUCCAAUUAUGAUACCCAGGACCUUCUUUCAGACGCUGAAUACGGCGAUGAUAAAAUUUGUGUGGAAGACGGGACGACCUAGGGUUAACGGGGCGCUCCUGUCGCUGCCCAAGAGGAUGGGGGGCUUAGCCCUCCCUUCACUAGUCCAUUACUACAGGGCCACUCACCUGCUUCGGCUGGUGGACUGGCACACACUAAACUCAGACAAGCUAUGGAGGGAACUAGAGAACGUACAAGUGGAUCGAAGGCUGCCAGCCGCGAUAUGGACAGCGCACCCCCUAAAGGACCCUAGAAUGACCCACAACCCGUUUAUCAGGGCCACGACGCAGGUUUGGACUGCCACUCGCCUCAAGGACGGCCUCACUACAACGCCGGGUCCUCUGACCUCUAUUACCCAUAACCCAGAUAUCGCUGACGGACUGCGACCGGGGGAUGUGUUGGGACUCGGGGACCCGGACUGGACGUACAUGAAACAGCUAUGCGCCGCAACGGGACUGAAAACACUGAGGGAACUGAUCCCAGACGGCACCAUCUCCCUAAUGACCAGGUUCCGCCAUCAUCAGAUUCAGCAUUUCUACCGAACCACGGUAGGCAAACAUUUAUUUCAUAGAGACCUAACCACUUUUGAGCACAUGUGUGCGGCCAGGGAUCGACCACUGAAAGGAAUCACACGACUCUACACCCUAUUGCUUACCGCCACACCACGCGCACCACCACGAUAUAUGUCCCGCUGGGAACAAGCGACAGACCAAACACUGACGGACCAACAAUGGGAGAAGAUCCACGUGCUAACACACCAAGGCACGCUCAGUUCAAAACUGCAGGAACUUAACUACAAGAUUAUGGUCAACUGGUAUAGAACCCCAGCGAAACUACAUUGCAUGAACCGAGAAACCCCGGACGUUUGCUGGAGGUGCGGAGCCGAGGGUGGGUCAGACUACCAUAUAUGGUGGUCGUGCCCUACAAUUCAGCAGUACUGGAAGCAAAUUCAUUCUAAAAUCCAAAGCAUCGCGGACCCGGAUCUACCGUUCCAGCCCUUGCCGAUGCUACUCCACCACACCACACGCCCUAUAGCUACAUACAAACGCUCCCUGACCAAACACCUACUAAAUGCGGCAAAAUCCCUCAUCCCCACCAAAUGGCGCACGACGGAGUCACCGUCGAUGGAGCAAUGGAUGGAACGUGUGGAGGACAUCUACAGUAUGGAAUCCCUCUCGGCAUCGCUACACGGCACGGGAGACAAAUGUGCUAUCACCUGGCUCCCUUGGUGCACCUACAUAGCCCAGAGAGGAACCGCAGGAACGGCUGCCACUGGGUAGCGGAGAACCAGGGAAGCUCUAGAUCCGCCCCUCCAGUGAUCAUAUGAGAUACAGGAGUCCGCCUACCAGCCUACCCUCCCCCCCCCCCUCUUCCUCUCUUCUCUCUUCCUUUCCCACUGCACACCUUUCUCUUUCCCCCCAGUCAGGAGGUCAUUGGCAGGACUGUGAUGGUCAGGGGAUAGGGGGAACCCAUGGCCCGGACAGGUGGUCGGGGGUGGGGCCUGGGAGGGGGGGGACACUUUGGAGGUGGACAGCUCCUGGAGCCAAACCCUGGGUGGGGAAUACAGUCAGGUCCAACGGGGGGGACAGGCGGACAUCCCACACUGAGUACCCUGACCAACUCGACGAGCAUGCAACCAUAGCAAACUGGACGCGACGGACAGGGAGUUGACACGCCCCACCCAGCACCAGUACACCAGCGGCUUCCCACGACUGUCCACCAGCUCGGCCCCUUAACUAGAGGUCACCCCCCUAACCGGACGAACCAGAGAGAAUCCCCACCAAGACACCGAACUGAACCCUGACUUGCGCUGAUCAACACACUCCAACUAUGUACAUAGCAUACACUCUUGCACACACAUGAGAAAACAAGAGACAAGAAGAGCGUUCUACCAGGUUGACAGCCCAAAACUAAAUGCCUCAUCUCACGAAGGCGCUCAUGGAGGGCUUGACACAGUUCACUAAAAGUUGCUUGUUACUAUUGUUUUCUACCCAAGGUAAUUGACGAGAGCAUUGAGAUGGGAGGUUGGAUAUAUGGCUAUAUCUGAAAUGUAAAACCUUGAUUGUUAUCCUUCUUUCCCUCUGUUACCCACGUACUUUAUUAUCUCAAUAAAAAUUGAUUGGAUAAAAAAAAAAAAAAAAGUUUAAAAACUAGUUUUUUAAAAGUAAAAAAAGUAAAAAAAUACAUUUAAAAAUGUUUCACAUCAAGGCCCAUCAACUUCUAAAUGUAGCACCGUCUGACUGCUCCCAUCCUAGCACAGGAUUUGGUAUUCCAAAUUUAUGUAGAUUGUAGUCGUCCCCCACCCAAGGGAGGUAGUCCCUUGGGUGGGGGACGACUACAAUCUACAUAAAUUUGGAAUACCAAAUCCUGUGCUAGGAUUUUUCAGUGCAGCUAAAUUCAAGCCGAAUGCAACUAAUAUUUCAACCCAGCCCUAUGCCCGUUUGUGAUUCACUAUAGCUUAUAUGUGAAUUCCUGAGUUUGUGAGUUUAUAUAUUUUAAACUUUGCUUGUAUAAACAAAAAAUUAAAUGUACUUCCAUAUUUAAUUUGCACCUUUCUAUAGUAUGCGAACAUGAAUGCCGUUAAGUUAGGCAAUAAUACCAUGUACUUUUCCUAGUUAAAUUAUUUUGAUAUUAAAGGACCACUAUAGGCACCCAGACCACUUCAGCUUAAUAAAUUGGUCUGGGUGCCAGGUCCAGCUAGGUUUAACCCUUUUUUCUAUAAACAUAGCAGUUUCAGAGAAACUGCUAUGUUUAUAAAUGAGUUAAUCCAGCCUCUAGUGGCUGUCUCAUUGACAGCCGCUAGAGGGCUUCCACGCUUCUCACUGUGAUUUUCACAGUGAGAAGACGCCAGCGUCCAUAGGAAAGCAUUGUGAAUGCUUUCCUAUGGACUGGCUGAAUGCGUGCGCAGCUCCUGCCGCGCAUGCGCAUUCAGCCGAAGAGGAGGAGAGAAGGAGGAGAGCUCCCCACCUGGUGCUGGAGAAAGAGGUAAGUUUAACCCCUUCCUCCCCCCAGAACCCGGCGGGAGGGGGACCCUGAGGGUGGGGGCACCCUCCGGGCACUUUAGUGCCAGGGAAAAAAAGUGUGUUUUCCUGGCACUAUAGUGGUCCUUUAAUCAUGAAGAUGUCAUCAUCCCUGUGAACUACAGGGUCUCAAAACCUUCUCUUAAUUUUUAAUUAAUGACUUUUUCUUGCCAAUAAUUUUUUUCCAUAUUCUGUUAUAUAUCUUGCACAUAGAGGUCAGAGUAAACUGCAGAAGAAUGUCAACCACAUCCUCAUCAAGGCCUUUGGACUAAACAAUUAGCCUUACAGCAACCUGGCUGUUAGAUUGAGAGUUCUGAAAACUUUUUCUGAUACUGGUUGAUUUCAAUGAACUUUUUCCAAUAGAGAAAGUGUUGCUUACAACUUGUGUUCUACAACAAUAGACAAAAAUGAUUUAAUUUAGGUGUUUGGUGAUUUUAUGGCUAAAGGUGAGGUGUUGGACCUAGGAGUAUGAAUUUUCCAGAUUGAGCAGAUUAGUGCCUGUCCACUUGUGAAGGCAAAUACCUACUUGUGAGUACUGCCAACAAUACUAAGGGAUAUGAUUGAGCGUUCAGAGGACUUUUUCUGAUACUGGCUGAUUUUCGCAGAACUUUUUCCAAUAGAGAAAAUAUGGCCUACAACUUGACCUCUUGAUUCUUCCUUGCUGAAAUUAAAAAUAUGACAGGCAUUCCUAACCUGCUUGUUGCCCUCAAGAACAUUUGAAUGCCUUGUUCCUUUUCAAUUUGACUCCACCUCACAACUGAUAUUGUCUGCUAGUAAAUUGUCAGAACCUCUAUGUGGACUGCUGUUUGGAGACCUGUAAGUCUGGAGUGGUGUUUUCCCAAAUGAAAAUGCCCACUUGUAGUCAGACGUUCGAAUUUACACUUUUUUUUUUUUUUUUCUUGGAAUUCUGAGAUCUAUCCUAAUCCUGGUUUCCAGGUUAUGUCUUUGGAAGAAACUAAAUCUGUCAUUCAAGAGAUAUCAUUUUAAAGAUCCAAAGUGAAAGAAAAGAUUUCUGAAGGCUCUUUUCUUGGGGAAGAGCUUCUCACCAUUCUGAUAUCUUUUAGGUCAUUUAACACAGAAAUCCACAAUCUAUCUGUCCUUCUCAAAGGGUACUUUUCAUAAAUUCUUAUUAUUUAUAAACUGCCAACAUUUAGGCAGCAUUAUACAAUGGCAUUCACGAGACACACAAAUAAGCUCAACACAGAAGUAAGAGGGCUCUGCUUAAACAAGCUUACAAUCUAAAGAUUUUUUUUAAAAUGCUUCAUCAGUGGACCAGGAUUUUAGCCAGAUGGCCCGAUGGUUUACAGAUGCCAAUCUCAUCUAUGUGGCAGAUCAUUUAAGAGUCUCUCAUCAGCCGAAUCACAAAUAAAUGUAUCCACUUGCUCUUUUUUUUUGUAGUAAAGCUACAAAAUUGAUUCUUAGAUGACUUUCCAGAUGAGGCAUUUUCCAUCAACUGUAGCAAUAUAUGUAGAUUUUCAGCUGCUUGUAAGCAAAGACAUGCAGUGACCUAAAUAAUCCUUCUAAAAGGUGUUUUUGUUUUUUUGUUUGUUUUUUAUCAGAUCUUUUUGUCCAUAGGAAUGGACGUUUUCUUUAAAAGUUCAGAAUUGGGUACCUAUUCUGUUAACUCUUCAUCUUGCAAUGUAAAAAGGUUCUUAAAAUGUUUUGAAAUGUAUACUCUUUUCUCUCUGCAUCAUAGGAAAAAAAAUAGAAUGGGAAGUGAAUUCUUUAGGCCUCUAUGGUUUCCAAACGCCUUUAUCUUCAUCCAUAACCCUCGUCACUUUUUUAAUCAACUUGUAAAUUUCCUCUGAAGAAAAUUCCAAGGAUUCAUCAACCGGUACACUGAAUGGCUGCGUCUCAAAUGCGCCCCUUCAACAUCCACAUAUCUGAAGAUGCAGAACAAUUAUCUUACAGUAGCUCAGUUUCAGAUGGAAUUUGUGCCCUCUUAGAAUAUUUUUCUAGGCUGUCGGCAAACAGGCUGGUCAGAAUCUGCGGAUUGGAUAGGAGCUGAUUUCAAGACACGAGCAAGGACAUCUACUGCUGAGAUUUUGCCAACACUCCUCUUGAACAUUUAUUUGUAAUGUUUCUUGUUGCAGCCAUUGAGGAGUGCACAUGCCAGGUGUUUGGAUUUAGAAAUAUCCUUAACCCUCUCACCUGUUAUAUCAAGAUAUACCAGAUGAUAUAUCUAUACAAACAUUAUAGAUAUUAAUUAAUCCAAAAUUUAUACAAAUAGAUUUCAAGGGUCCCUCGGACAAACGCACACAGACCUAGACCACAUGGUUGAUUUUCCUGUCCGCUGACGGCACAAGGAACAAACGUACCUGCUCUUCCCCUCUCAGCCCUCCCCAUCCUCCCUUUUUUUUUUCUCUUUCUUCCUCUCACUCUUGAUAUUUCUUCUCUCCACCCAACCACCCCCUCCCCCCACCCCCUUGGCACUCUGUCACCUUCUGGUCCCCCUGCCCUGACAAGAUGACCAGCUACCCAACUGACCUGACUAUUUUACCUCUUAGACAGCUGACGGACACUCACCCAGAGGUACAGCGCUCUUCAGUCCUGUAUCUCAGAUCCAACUAGAUGGGCAGGUGGGCCGCUACCAUGCCCUAAUAAAACUACUCCUUUUACAUAGUGCAAGUUAUACAAGUGUGCUACUGUGUUAUUGGUUGGCUGUUACACCGAUAAAUUAUAAAAUUAAGGAAUACUAGAAUAGAGAUUUACAUUAUGUUCGAGUUAUGAGAACUAAAAGUGUACAAUAUUUAGGAUUUACGAAACUGUCUACUGCCAGUUUAUUUACCAUACAUGUUGUAAUGUUGAUACUUCCCCCCCCAUAUGCAUGUAGAGUCAAACCAUGCUGUAUACUGUUCUUGCUUUUCUACCAUGAGGCUUGCAUUGAUUACAUAUCAUUGAAUAAUGAAAAACCGACAAAGAUUGUGGAAAAAAAAACAACUAGAUUUCAAAGAGUCAAGAAGAACCUUUCCUUAGAGAGGGAUGGUGGUGUGACACUAGACAUAGUUUCUGAGUGCAGGGGAGGGCUGGCAGCAAAACCUGGCCUCGGGGGCAAAACCAGUGAAGUGGCCCAUUGCACCACCAAAUCAGUUCACCAUCCAUGCCCACCUUUUCCUGGUUAUAUAACGGAUAUUGAUGUUAUGCUAAUCAGUAGCUCUUUGCCAUACCCGCUCCUUCACUGAUCUAACUUUCAAUGUUGUCAGAGCGCAGGCUGAGAAUCUCUGAGCCUGUGCUCUGACUCACUAACUGAGCGUCGGAACCAUGAGGGAGAGGAUAUAAUCUGACUGCACCUACUGCUGGUGCGCACCAGUGGACCACCAGCGAAUCGUUUAAAUUGAAUAUGCUGGUGUCCCCAACUUGUGAGCUGUGUUGGCCGCCGGGCGCCUCUAUUGUGAUGGCACCCUUCGUGACCGCACAGCGUGCACACCCCAACGGCUGGCCCUGCUGACACACACUGAUGUUACUACUUAGAAAUCCCUCAAUAUUAAUACAGACAUCAGAGUAAACACCAAUAAACUGUGGAAACAGAGCUGAUCCCCCCAAAUUUAUAAAGAUUUGCUUACUGGAUUUGUUGUAAGAUUAAAUCAUGCCUCCUCCUCUCUCUCCCAUGCGCUGCUCUGUAGGCUGGGAGGAAGUGAAGAGUAAUCACAAUCUCCCAGCACAGCGGCACCUGUGGCUGCAUGGGGAACAGCUGUUUAAUGUAAUGCUUGCAGGCCGGCCAGCUGCAGCAGAACCUCUUUGUUCCCGUCUCUGCAAAGGGCUCCAGGCACUGCUUGUUGUGAGUGUGAGCCACUGUAAAUUAGGGGCAGAGGGCACUUGCACUGCGGUAAAGACGGGUCUGGGCAGGAGGAGAGUGCAGUGCAAUCAGUGCACUCCUCUCCUGUGGGUCACCAGUAGACUGGUGCACCUGCCCAGGAUCACACAGUGUGUGUUUACAUUAAAAAGCCUGCAGGGCCCGGCUAUAGACACCAGAACCACUUCAUUAAGCUAUAGUGUCCCUUUAAUGUGAGGUAAAUUAUAGAUUAGUGUCACUAAUAAUAUACUAGAUUGCCUACUUACAACCAGAUGAGGAUGAUGAUGGGCUGCAGUUUGGCUCCACUGGUCUGGUGUAGAAGAGGAUCUCUGGAGGCUGUUUGCAACUGUGGUCACAAAAUUCAAUGUUCUGGGAGAAUUGGAAGCAGCUCCAUUUUUUGGGGGCCCCUUACACAGCCAAAGGUCUGGGCCCCAGGGCCUGAUGGUGAGUAUGCCCAUAAGGCCCACUCAGUCCACUUAUAUAUUCCACCCACCCAUGAGUUUGUGUUAUGUGUUAUUGUAGAGGAUCCAAUAUAAGUGCUUAUGAUAUGUAGUGUAUAGCGAUACCAGUUAGGUGAUGCAGUGUGUUUGUGUGUAGUGGAAGCAGUGUGUAUUUGUGUAUAAGGGAUGUAUUGUGUGUUUCUGGUUGUGUGUAAGGGAUGCAUUGUGUGAAUCUGUGUUUGUGUGCAUAUAGGGAUGCAAGGUGUAUGUCUGUAUGUGUGUGCAUUGAGCGUAAGAGAUGCAUUGUGUUUCUGUGUGUAUGUAAGAAAAGCAGUGUGUGUGUGUGUUUGCAUGUGUGUGUAAGGGUUUGCAUUGUGUGUUUCUCUGUGUGUAAGGGUUUGCAUUGUGUGUUUCUCUGUGUGUAAGGGAAGCAUUGUGUGUGUGUGUGUGUGUGUGUGUGUGCGCGCGUAGUGUGAAAUAGCUCCAUGUCUUGCCCCCUAUCCUAUAGAGCCUUCCCUUCUGUCCCUUAGAGCUCUCCCCUGCCCCUAAGUGGUCUCUCCUCUCCCCCACCCUCCCCUAGCGGUCUCUUCUCACACUCACCCCCACCCUCCCUGUGCUGUUCUCCUCACCCCCUCCUCCCUGUGUUCUUCUUACUUCCCCCCCUUGUUCUUCUUACUUCCCCCCCUUGUUCUUCUUACUUCCCCCCAUGUUCUUCUUACUUUGAUUUCUUCUUACUUCCCCAACUUGUUCUUCUUACUUUACUUGUUCUUCUUACUUUCCCCUUGUUCUUCUUACUUUCCCCUUGUUCUUCUUACUUCCCCCUUUUUAUUUUCCCCUUGUUCUUCUUACUUUCUUCCCCUUGUUGUUCUCUUACUUCCUUGUUAGUCUUACUUCCUUGUUAGGUCUUACUUCCCCUUGUUGGAGUCUUACUUCCUUGUUAGUCUUACUUCCCCCUUGUUAGUCUUACUUCCUUCUUCUUCUUCUUCUUACUCCCCUUCUUCUUGCUCUUCUUACUCCCUUCUUCUUCUUCUUCUUACUCCCCUUCUUCUUCUUCUUACUUCUUCUUCUUCUUCUUCUUCUUCUCCCUCCUUCUUCUUCUUCUUCCCCCCUUCUUCUUCUUCUUCUUACUCCCCUUCUUCUUCUUCUUCUCCCGCUAUUCUUACUCCCUUCCCCUCUCUUCUUCUUCUUACUCCCCCCCCUAUUCUUACUCCCCCCUCUCUUUACUCUCCGCCUCUCUUUUUACUCUCCCCUCUCUUUACUCUCCGCCCCUCUUUUUACUCUCCCCUUCCCUGUAGCGUGGCCCAGCUUCUCUCCGGUCCGUGGUGCCCGGCCGGAGUGAUAGGAAGGUGCACUCAGUGUGGCUGGACUGACGGGAGUAAGAGAGGAGCUCGGCCACGCUACAGGGAAGGAGAGGGAAGGGGAGAAGCUGUGCUGCAGCUGCCAGAGGCUCUUAACAGAGCGCUCAGGCGGCUGCAGCAUUAGGACCGGCCCUGCAGCGGCCAAUCUUAAAAGGAUUUAGGGCGGCCUGGGGGGCAAUUGCCUCCCAGCCCGCCCCUGUCUGAGUGGGAUGGCCAAUAGGCACUAAAUAAUACUGUAUUUGUUCAGGCAGAAAUUAUUUAAUUUAGGUGUUUGGUGGUUUUAUGGCUAAAGGUGAGGUGUUGGACCUAGGAUUAUGAAUUUUCCAGAUUUAGCAGAUUAGUGCCUGUCCACUUGUGAAUACUGCCAACAAUACCAAGGAAAAGGGAAUAUGGUGAUUAAAACUAGUUUUCAAACGUAAUUCACAGUGAUGAUGUCAUCUUCACAAUAAUGUAUUUAACCUGGUGUUACAUUGUCAUCAUUGCUAUAAUACACCAAUACAAAUGAUGAUCUCCCUGCUAUAGGAAUAUGUGUAUAUAUGUAUAUUUGUAGCUUUAUCUGUAUUGCAAUUUAGAACUAACAGGUUAUGGAUAAAAAAAUAUUUCAAAAUAAUGUUCCAUAUUUUGAAAUGAUAUGACUGGAAUGAUUUGGAAAAAAAAUUAAUUAAUUUAAAAGUCACACUCUGUAAAACAAGAACCUAGUUUGGAUGAAUAACACAUUUUAGUGUUUAAUGUUACCUUAAAUGUAAAUAUCUGUUUAUUUUCCAGCAAUCCCUGUGGAAUGUGCCAAACAAAAUCCAAAUGUAGCACUCGUCCUUACAUCGUAUGGAGGCCAUAUUGGUUUUCUUGAAGGAAUCUGGCCACGUCAGCAAACAUACAUGGAUAGAGUCUUUAAGCAGUUUGUCCAAGCUAUAUUUGAGCACGGCAAUGAAAUCUACAAUAUGUAACAUAAGAUUGUUGGGUUUUUUUUUUGUUGUUGGUUUUUUUUAGAUUUGUCAAGUUCAUUAAUGUAUAGCAUCAGGUUCUGCUCUAGCAAAUCAGCUUAUGCACAAGUUAACCCACGAGUUGUUGAUGAGUCUGGGAUUAACCCUUCUGAACGUGAGAGAGUUGCCCAACGGCAAAACACAACCCUCUGAUAUUUAACAGUUUAAGCGUCUACAGAAGCAUUGGGGUUAACAAAAAAGCCAAAAUGCCAGUGAACUAGACGUAAGCAUCUGGCAUUCAAAAACUUGCACAUACUGUUUUGUAGCCAGACCUUACAUGUAGGAAUGUUAGCCUUUUCUAAUUAUUAUUAUUUGUAUGUUCUACCAAGAAAGACCUUAAAGAAAAAAAGGCUCUACAUAUACUGUAUUGCACUCAACCAAAACCGUAAUACACAGAACUACAUUCCUCAGGGUUUUCAUACACAAUAACUUCUGCUUUGCCUAGAAAUGCAAGCAUUACCACAUGACAGUUUGAAGGGUUAGCAAAUCCUGAUUUGUUUGAAUGUAAUGCAAGCUCAUGAGGGCAAUGUGGGAAAAAAAAACAAUAAAAUAUUGAAAUGAAGAUGAUAAAACUGCAUAUAUUCAUUCGAUGCAUUUGACUAGAAAGCAUGGAGUAUAGUGUUAUUCAAAUUGUUCCUCACUAAUUUAUUAUAUCCUCUGACGUAGAGGGGAUAACCUAUUUUAUGUCCUACUAAAUCACGUUUAUUUACAGAUUUAUUUUAUAACCAGCUACUUUAGAAUGUACUAUAAUAUAUCUAUUUUUGGUUUAUUACAUUAAAAUAAAUAAUGCACUUUUAAACUUUCUUGAAUGGUCCAUAUAUCUGCUGAGUGUGUAAUAUAUUUAGAAUUUGUCUUAAUUGAGUCUUCUGAGUUGAUUUUAAUAAUACAAUCUAG